Lymnaea stagnalis (great pond snail) is the source of this 85808-nucleotide messenger RNA. Lineage: Eukaryota; Metazoa; Mollusca; Gastropoda; Lymnaeidae. The record is from the annotation of a GenBank genome assembly.
CAUGGAAGUAGGUGGACCGAGGAACAAAUAACUUCAUUUAGAUAAAUUGAAUAGCUUGGUAGUAAUGUAUGAUAGAAGAAGGUUUUUGACAUUAAAUUCAGUAGACCAGCAUAAUAUACAUAUUUUAAAGAAAAAUAUAGUCAAAUAAAAAUGAAGCACACUGUAGAUUUCAAAGAAUGUCUGAAAGACUCCCCCAAAUUUCGGUAAGUUAAAACAAAAAUUAUAAAUAAAAGAAUUAAGAAUAGCCUACUAAAGUCUAAAACUAUUUACUAAAUGGGCCCUUAUUUUUAAUCAUAAUAUAAUAUUAUUAGACCUACUUAUAACAAGCCUGCAUAAUGCAAAAUAUGCCUUGCUGCUCAGUGGGGUAGGGAAGAUCCAAUGUAAAUGUAACUGUUUUGGAUGUUUUUAAUCCUCCCUACAUUCAGGAUUGAUUCAGUCAGAUUCAGUGACAUUUCAUGAUUUCAUUCAUACGAGUAUUCUGUUCCACAAAGAAAUAGUUUAUAAAUAACAUAUUGUUAGUUUACUACCAAUAGUAGCCAAUAGCUUUGGUCACUUUUGUGGUGAGCUACGUGUAGUGACUACAAAUAAAUAGCUUCUAGAAACUUUAGAAAGCUAUUGAAUUUCCAUUGGUUAUUGGAUGAUUGGUAUUCCAGGCAAUCAAACCAAAACCGGAACUUUAAAAACCAGCUUUCAGUCACGCUGGUGAAGUAUUAGCAUUGUGCCGUUCCUUUAUUACUAGUUUUACUUGUAACAACACCUCAGCUCGAUAAUGAAUCCUGAAAGAAGUUUAGCUUUAAAUUGCUAUUUUAAUACUUUCAAAGAUUUGGAAAAUGCCAUCAAAGAUCUAGAAGUAGAAGAGUUUCAAAAAAGCUGUCUUAAUGAAAAAGAUCUAUAGAAUUAUAAUUUAUAAUAUAGUCCUAUUUUAAAUAGUAAUAUGUGCACAUCUGAAAAAUAAAAUCCACCUGAGGCUAAGAAACAAUUUUUAUUGUAAAAAUUUUGUGUGCUAAUUAUCAUGAUUAAAUAUAUUAAUUAUAAUAUAGGCCUAAAUAUUUCUAUAAUUAAUAAUAGUUUUACUGCACACAAAGUGUACAUAUAAAAAAAAAAUAUCUUGUUACUUUAUUUAAAUGAAAUGGUCUAAAUGGUAUAAUAACAUGAUUAGGCUUAAAGAUGACAACAGAAGCUUUGGCCAACUUCUGUUUAGGAACAUGGUUACGUGAUUUCCCCCCCCCCCCCCCACCAUUUAUUUAAAUGAAAUGGUCUAAAUGGUAUAAUAACAUGAUUAGGCUUAAAGAUGACAACAGAAGCUUUGGCCAACUUCUGUUUAGGAACAUGGUUACGUGAUUUCCCCCCCCCCCAACCCUGGUUAUUGAUUUUCUGGUGGGAGAUAGGCCUUCUGAUUAUUAUUUACACAAAUGAGCACUCUUUAACUUAUAAAGGCAUUGAUAUUUUUGUCCUAUUAAAAAAAUUAAUUACGUAAAUUGUUCAUCUAUAAAAUUAAUUUAACGUCUACGAAUCGCUAUUUACUAUUUAUUUUUUAAUUCUACGUGUAGAAUCAAUAUUUUUAAUGGCUCAGAAUCGGAUGAAAAUAUAAGCUGCCAUACAUACAAAAAUAAAAACAAAGAAAAAUUAGUUUAUUAUGUCUUGAAAAUCCAAUUGGGGGUGAAUUUAUGAGACUAGACUAGACACAAAAAAUAAAUUUUGAAGUGUACCACUAUCAGACAGCUUCUAAGCAAGAAGUCGGAAUUUCACAAACCUACUUAAGAGUGAUUUCAGUGAUGUAAAAAAAAAAAUCAAGAUAACUAAUAACUAGUCUUACUGCACUACAUCAAUCUGUCACCAAUUAUUAGUUUUUGGUAGUAAACUACCAAUAGCUGCCUAGAAGCUAUCGGUAGUUUACUACUAUUAGCCAUAGCCUUCAUAAAAGUAAGUUAAAUAACAUUUAAUGACAUUUUAAAAUUUGUUUGAUUUGCAUUUCAUUUGGGUUUUUUCCUUUGUUUCUUUUAAAUAACAUUUAAAUUUAAGAGUUCUUUUUCCUUUAAAAUGUAUUGAUUUUUCACUUUCUUCAAUGAAUUUUUAAAUGUAUGUUAAUAUUAUAAUUUUUAUGCACCUCAAGAUUCAUAAAACAUCUUUUUUAAAAUGUUUUUGAUUAAAAAAAAUACAUUCUCAUUAUUUUACUUUUAUCCAUUUGUCUUAGUAAGUUUGCCAAAGAACACUUUCUCAACCCCCUCUUCUUUUGAUGAUACUUUUUUGACACAACUGCUAAUUUUUUAUUUUUGUCUUGAAAGUUGAGUCUGCACUCCCUAGAAAAUUAUGGCGACAUAUGACAUGAUAGAAAUAAAUAGCAUACAUGUACUUCUGUUUUCAACCAAUCAAAAGACAUCACUUUUAAUAUUACGCACACCUUUUAAUAUGUGUUAUGCUUGGGAUAUCAGCAAGGAUGACUUGCUUUUCAAACAUUUCGUUUCAACCAUGAAACUUGAAUUUAAACAAAAAAAAACAGCUGAACUUGUCUUUUUAAUUUAAAUCAUAUUGAUUGUAUCGAUUUUUGGAUUUAGUUUGUGAUGCAAAUAAUGCUCAGUGAAGAACAGGAAAGUUAUAGGCAUCGUUCAGCUCCAGCUAUUGGUCUAUUCACCCUAAGUCCAGUGUUGCGAUUCCCCAAAGGGAUUUCUCUGCGCUUAGGGUGAGACAACUCUUGGCAAAACCCAUGCCACUAACUACACCUUUACCUAAUUUGUCUCCUACAAAUCUUAGGUCACAGUCAGUUAGUCACAUCCCCUGCCUGUCAUGCCUAUGGGGUUAUGUUAACAGAGAUGGAAAAAUGAUUCUAAUCAAAAUAUUCAAUUUCACUUUUCAUUCUGUUUUUAUUUUAUUCCCAAUUUUUUUUUUUUUCAGAGCAUCACUUGAAGAUGCAGAGAAUGACAUAGAGGCUCUUGAAAUUAGGCUUGACAGAGUAAGUCUUUAAAUUUAAAAAUAAAUUGCAUAAUAAAAAAAAAAUUGUCAAUUGCCUACUGUGUCAAGAAAUUUGUUAAAAUGUGCCAACUAUGUUAAAAAAUUUUUUUAUAUUUACAUACUAUGACCAGAGAAAUUUGGACAUUGAAGUUACAUCUAUAAAAUAGUUUAUUUUCUCCAAAGAUGGGAAAUACAAUAUAUUUUUUGCUUUAUUCUGGGAAAUACAAUAUAUUUUUUUAGCUUUAAUCUGUCAUUCAGAUUAACACUCAUAGAAUCUACAGACUAUUUAUUAAUAGGUAGACACACAAAACAUGGUGGAGCGGAAGAGCAAUUUCUUGUCCCUAUAUAAUCAUAACUUACUAAAUGUAUUAUAAAGAUUUUAUUUAAAAACAUUACAUAUCAGUUAUCAGAUAAUUUAGUGUUGUAUGAAUACAAAGAAUAUUUUCUUAACAUAAAAUUACAUAUUUCAACUGAUAGCUCUUUUCUCAAAGAAAUUCCAUAAUAAUUUUAUAAAGUAUAAAAGUAUUUCUGAUAUUAACAAUAAAAGCAGUUCUGAUAUUAACAUAUAAGUAUUUCUGAUAUUGAAACAAACUUAGAGUAUCAUAACUAUUUAAUAUCAAAUUGAACUGGAUUUAUCUCCUACUAACUUACUGGCAAAAUCUUCUGUAGUUUGUAAACAGAAAAAGCUUUACAAUCUCAAUUUAAAAUAGCUUUCAAAUAUAAUUGGUGAGUUCUGAUUGGUUGAAUAGACUUUUGUGAGUAUUUUUAGAAAUGCCAUCAUCCAGUGAGUUUGGUAUGAGUGAAGAUUGCACUUUAAUUUAAUUAUUUUUAGUAUUACUACAAAUUGGGUUGGAUUCUUUUUAAUUUUUGUACUUAAGAAUUUUGUAUUUAAGAAUGUAAAAUUAUUUUAACAGUCUGGUGAUGACGCUUAAUGGGACUGUUUUGUGUAUUGCUGCUACACUCCUCAUCCACAGUGAAAUCGUAAAAAAAUAAAUAAGCUCAUCUCAAACUUAUACCCACAGCUCGUCAAGCAGUGCACCACAAUGAUUGAUGCAGGCAAAGCCUUCAGCAAUGCUAGCAGGUAGGGAUAUAUGACACUUAAUGUUCUCACUAUGAAAUGGAAUGUUUCUGGGGUUGAGGCUAUGUCGAUUGCAUUGUUUCUGCAUUUUAAUUGCAAAUAGAGAAUUGGUUUUGUUUUGGUUAGAUAUUCAAAUGAUACAAUUUAUAUUUCAGGUCUUACUCAUUUUCUCUUUAUUUGUGUUGCUGACUUUUGUUUGCAGUUGAAAUAUUUCCAUCCAUUGAGAAAAUGAUGUUCAUAUAAUCUUUUCAGACAUCAAUAAAAUGAUUUUCUUAUAAAAUAUUUCCAUCUGAUGAUGAACUUAUAAACUAUUUCCUUUUAUUGAUAAAAUCGUGUUCUUAUAAAAUAUUUUCAUUUACCAAUAAAAUAAUGUCCAUGAAAACUAUUUAUAUCUGUUGAUAAGUGGAGGUUCUUAUAAUAUUUCUAAUAAAGGGAUUAAAAAAAAAAAAAAUUACUAUAAAAAUUAUGUUUUUAUACAAUAAAUUGAUGUAAUUCUAAAAUUAUCUAUGAACUUAGGAUGUUCUUAUACAAUAUUUCCAAACCGUCUUUCUCUGCAGUUUUUUUGUGCUUGGUGUGCGUGAUUUGGCUAACUACUUCAAUGACGACUCUCUCGUCUCUGUAAGUUCUUUGCAACAUUGAAGUUUAAGAUCCAUUACUUAGGUGUACAUGUUUAAAAAGCUCAUUGUAAUGCAUUAAGUUCAAACUUUGUUUUUCUCUUACACAUUCUUGAAAUUUUAUAAAAAAUUUAAUGACAUUGCCUUGUUAUACAACAUUACAUUUUCCAUUUGUACAUUUUUAAUUUCCGGGCAAUUUAUUAUUCUUAACUAUUGAACUAAAUUAUUUAAAUCAUUCAAUGGGAAUGGGGAAUGAACUCCAAAACAUUUAAAGAAAUUUUUUAAAGGCAUUUAAAUGCUAUUAUUUUUCAAUACUGAAGUAUUUAAUAUUCAUGAUUAUUGACAAGCUCAAAAUAAUUUUAAUUAAGAAUAUUUUUAAUGACAGAAAUAAGAAGAGGCUUUGAUUGUGGUUGUGGUAUACAAUGUUUUAUGAAGCUUCACCCACGUGUUUAUACUUGUAUCAAUUUUAACCUUGCAGGCCAGAAUAAUGUAUCGUGAAAAAUGCCUGCUGUAAAUUAUUGCUGUAUGACACACAUGCCGUAGCACUGAGCUCUUAUUCACUGCUUUUCCAAUAUAAACACAUGUGUGCAGUGUUGUUUAAUCUUUCUUCCUAUAAUGUCUGUCAAUUACAAUGGCUUUGUCUGUAUGCCUACUGUCUGAUUAAAUUGACACUAGAAUAUAUACUAGUCACUACACAUCAUUAUGCAAGCAGCUUAAAAUUUUUCGUUGGGGGGAAAAAGUAAGUACAAAAAAGUUGUAUGCUCUUUUCCAUAUUAAUUUUCUUAAUGACCUUACACAAUUUGAGCUCAAGUCUUACGGCUCUGAUACACGGCACUGAUACACAGCACUGAUACACAGCACUGAUACACAGCACUGAUACACAGCACUGAUACACGGCACUGAUACACGGCUCUGAUACAUGGCACAGCAGAUGUCUUCUUGAUGCUUACCACUUUGAGCUGAAGUUUAUGUUUCCCAAAUAAGAAAAAGUGUUCCUGCCCCAAUGAUUUCAUAAAAUGUAGGCAAAUUGACAUUGAGCCAUUUGUUCUAGUACACACUCACUUUCUGGUCUAAUGUAGCCUACAUCAACUUAACUCACUAAAAAAAAAUUCAAGCAUUAGCAGCCCAUCUCUCCCCUUCAUCGGCUGCAUUCGUUCAUGAUUGGAAUGAAAAGUCUGACUUGACUGUGGUCUUGUGACUUGAUGUGCUCAUGAAAAACGUGUGACUUAAUUGGGGUCACAAUGAAAUCUGAUAAUUGGGCUUUUUUUCUCUCCUGUAAAUCUCAGAAAUAGAUUUCAAAAAUCAGAUUUAUGCAUUUAACUAAAUGUGUUGGUGAGCAUGUCUAACCGCUGUUCUUUUAUUAAUCUCAGAUAAUUUGUGUGUUUACGAUUCAAAUUUCAAAAGAAACCACACACAGCCAUCAGUUUUCCUUUCAAUAGCCAAGAUAUAGAUACUAUAGAUUAAGAUACUUUAUAUACAGAUACUAUAAAUAUAGAUACUAUAGAUACAGAUACUAUACAUGUAGAUACUAUAGAUACAGAUACUAUACAUCUAGAUACCACACAUAUAAACUUCAUCCAUUCAAAUCACUGAAAGCAGAAGCUCACCCCUUUUGUCCCUUAUGUAAACGUCACAUGUGUUUGAAAUAUGUACAAUUGUGAUGCAAUGACAUAACAUCUGAUGACCCACAUUAACACUGAUGUAGAUGAUGGUGUUUAUAGUUAUUUAAAAAAAAACUGAACUUGACGGUAAUCUCAAGUUUUUCUCUGAAACUCUCAUUUGACUGAUUCUAUCUUGAUUACCUCAGGACAAUGCCAAAGUUUCUGUAAGUAUGUUUAGAAAUGCUUGAAACUAAGAAGAAAAUGAAUGUGAGACAAAAGUCAGCACAGUGCAUCUUGAUUAGAAAAAUGAGUGUUGUUUCGUUAAAUUUUUGAGUUUAUCUCAGUGUGUCAACUUUUUUAAAUCUUCAAUUUGAUAGUUUUUAAAAAUGUUGCAACCUUUAAAGUAAUCCACACAUCAGGCUUGAUUCAAAACACCACUCUCCUGUUUGUGUAUGUGUGUGUGUGUCCUAUGUCUCUGGAGUGAUCCUAAAUACAUGUUUGCACCAUUGUAAUUUCUAGAUAAUGAUGAUCAUUUUCCAUGCCUUUCUGAAUGGUUUACUCUCUAACUCUGCCAGUUAAAUAGUCUUAAUGUUCAAACAGGCGUGAGUGAAGUGGUUUAAAGAGCAGAAAUCAAACCAAAUGAACUGUACAAUUUAAAAGCAUUUCUGAUUAGAGAUUAAUAUGAAACAUGGUACAUCUGAUGGCCUCUCAUUGAAGUUUCCUAUGGGAUGCUUUAAUUACUGUGGAUAGCAAGCUGGUCAAAGAGUUAAAUUGAUUUACAAGUGUAAUAUUUGUUCCAUUGCUAAACGGCAAGAGCAAUGCUCACAUUGAUAGACUGAACGUUUCAAACAAAUCAUUCAAACAAAUUGCAGAUGAUCCAUAUCCCAUGAAACCCAUGAAUCCAUGAUUGGUUACUUAAGUAUUUGAUAUUUGCAGUGUGCUGCUGAGAUCUGUGCUAAAAUAUGUACAUUUUUGUUAUAUAAAUAUAUACAGUAGACCACAGGUGAUCAAUCUUUUUGACCCCAUUUGAAAGAAGUUAGUUGACCUGGACACCAUUCUAUAGAAGCGAAUUGAGCUUGACCCCAUUCUAUAGAAGCAAAUUGACCUGUACCCCAUUCUAUUGAAGCAAAUUGACCUUUGACCCCAUUCUAUAGAAGCAAAGUGGCCCAUGAACCCAGUUAUUUAGACAUAUACAAAAAAUACAUUUUUAAGUAAAGACCCCCAAAAAUAGAUUUAUAUAUCCUAACAACAAUAUUUCAUAAAAUGUUUAACUUACCUUUUUAAUCUGAUUAUUUAAAUUGUAACUCUCUUAAAAAAUCUCAGUGGCAUUUUCGUGAAUGCUUACCUCAAGUUAUUCUUGGCAUUGAAAUCUGAUUCUUCUUAUUUUUGGGUUUUCCAGUAAAGAAGUUUAGAAAGUCCACUCCCACAAAGUCCACUUUGACAAAAGUCAUUCCAACAAAGUGCACUCCAACAAAGUCCACUCUCACAAAGUACAUUCUCGUAAAAGUACACUCUCAUAAAGUCUUAAGUCUACUAUCACAAAGUCCAAAGUGAAAUCUGGCAAAGUCCAUAUUCCACUCUCAGUAAUGUCUAGAAGGAAGUAAAGGAUCAUUAUGAUUUUAUUCAAACUUUAUGAUGCUGAUUGCAAAUGAAACUUGUUUUCAAAAUCAUUAUUUGUUUCUAGUUCACUUAGUUGUCACCCCUACAGAAAAUCCCUUCAUGACCAAUAAGUCAUUCAAUAGAAUUAGGAUUAUAUUUAAAAAAAAUUAUUUCCAUGUUUGCAACAAAGCCAACAUUUUAUGUUAUCAUGGGAAAAGGGCCUUAACAUAACUGUAUGCAUUUAUAUUUUCAUGACCUGUAUUGACAUGCUGGUGGUUUUUUUCUAUUCCUGCAUCAAAUAACAAGGGUGUGGAUGGGUGUAGGUGGGUGUAAAUAAUAGGCUUCUCUUAGUUGGUUUUGGGGUUUUUUGCUCUCAUCAGCUGAGUCGGUUGACUGAGUCGGUUGACUGAGUCGGUUGACUGAGUCGGUUGACUGAGUCGGUUGACUGAGUCGGUUGACUGAGUCGGUUGACUGAGUCGGUUGACUGAGUCGGUUGACUGAGUCGGUUGACUGAGUCGGUUGACUGAGUCGGUUGACUGAGUCGGUUGACUGAGUCGGUUGACUGAGUCGGUUGACUGAGUCGGUUGACUGAGUCGGUUGACUGAGUCGGUUGACUGAGUCGGUUGACUGAGUCGGUUGACUGAGUCGGUUGACUGAGUCGGUUGACUGAGUCGGUUGACUGAGUCGGUUGACUGAGUCGGUUGACUGAGUCGGUUGACUGAGUCGGUUGACUGAGUCGGUUGACUGAGUCGGUUGACUGAGUCGGUUGACUGAGUCGGUUGACUGAGUCGGUUGACUGAGUCGGUUGACUGAGUCGGUUGACUGAGUCGGUUGACUGAGUCGGUUGACUGAGUCGGUUGACUGAGUCGGUUGACUGAGUCGGUUGACUGAGUCGGUUGACUGAGUCGGUUGACUGAGUCGGUUGACUGAGUCGGUUGACUGAGUCGGUUGACUGAGUCGGUUGACUGAGUCGGUUGACUGAGUCGGUUGACUGAGUCGGUUGACUGAGUCGGUUGACUGAGUCGGUUGACUGAGUCGGUUGACUGAGUCGGUUGACUGAGUCGGUUGACUGAGUCGGUUGACUGAGUCGGUUGACUGAGUCGGUUGACUGAGUCGGUUGACUGAGUCGGUUGACUGAGUCGGUUGACUGAGUCGGUUGACUGAGUCGGUUGACUGAGUCGGUUGACUGAGUCGGUUGACUGAGUCGGUUGACUGAGUCGGUUGACUGAGUCGGUUGACUGAGUCGGUUGACUGAGUCGGUUGACUGAGUCGGUUGACUGAGUCGGUUGACUGAGUCGGUUGACUGAGUCGGUUGACUGAGUCGGUUGACUGAGUCGGUUGACUGAGUCGGUUGACUGAGUCGGUUGACUGAGUCGGUUGACUGAGUAGGUUGACUGAGUCGGUUGAAUGAGUAGGUUGACUGAGUCGGUUGACUGAGUCGGUUGACUGAGUAGGUUGACUGAGUCGGUUGACUGAGUCGGUUGACUGAGUCGGUUGACUGAGUCGGUUGACUGAGUAGGUUGACUGAGUCGGUUGACUGAGUAGGUUGACUGAGUCGGUUGACUGAGUCGGUUGACUGAGUAGGUUGACUGAGUCGGUUGACUGAGUAGGUUGACUGAGUAAGUUGACUGAGUCGGUUGACUGAGUAGGUUGACUGAGUCGGUUGACUGAGUAGGUUGACUGAGUCGGUUGACUGAGUAGGUUGACUGACUCGGUUGACUGAGUCGGUUGACUGAGUAGGUUGACUGAGUAGGUUGACUGAGUCGGUUGACUGAGUCGGUUGACUGAGUCGGUUGACUGAGUAGGUUGACUGAGUCGGUUGACUGAGUCGGUUGACUGAGUGGGUUGACUGAGUUGGGUUUUAGGCUUCUGUAGUUUUAGGGUUCUGGCAUCCUUUAUGAUGGACAUUUAAUGUUUGCCUCAAACUUAUUCUAUAGCUGAAGGUCAAAACCCAAAAAAAUAGCUGCUUGAAAAACGCGCUGCACUAAUCUGAUGGUCUAAUGAAAUAAAGUACUUAAGCUAUUAAUUUUAAAAAGUAAAUCCAUUAUUUGUUUCUGAUUUUCUUUGCGUGCACAUUACUGAGACAUUUCAAAUGAAAGUAUUAUAGCUGCAAGUAUAAUGGCAGCUGGUCCAUGAUUAUGCGAAAUCCAGACCACAAAUACUUCACAUUUAAUUUUAAGACAGUUUGAUCUUGUUUGAUAGUUGUGUAAUUUAUGUCUGUACUAAGUUAAACAAAAAUGAACAUCAUCUUGCUACUUAUCUGUCAGAAAUGUUUUGUAUGUUCUGUCAGACUGAGCAUGUUCUGAGAUGUCUAUGUUCUGCCAGGCUGAGCAUGUUCUGAGAUGUUUAUGUUCUGUCAGACUGAGCAUGUUCUGAAAUGUUUAUGUGUGUCAGACUGAGCAUGUUCUAAAAAAGUUCUACAAAGAACAGUGCACUCUCACUAUGUGCAGUUGUCGUUUGGAAACUGUGGCAUGAAGGAAAUGAAGGCUGGCAUGAAUGAUUUCCUGACUUGAAUCAUUUCCUGACUUCAAUAAUUUCCUGACUUCACUAAUUUCCUGACUUGAUUUCAUAAUAUGUGAAGUCAGUAAAAGCAUAUGAAAUUAAAGACAAUAUAAAGUACACAUAUUUUAUGGAUGAAUUUUUUUUUUUCUCUCUCUUUUUUCUCAAAACCAAUGAAGUUAACAAAUGCAUGAGUCCUAGUCUAGUUAACCUCUGUGGUUUGUCAUGUCUUGUGGGCAUGGCUGAAAAAGAAUAAUGGGUUUAAGGGGAGGAAACUAUGAUUUUUAAAUUGGGUGAAAUUAAGUUGCUGGUCUUUAAAUGUAUGAUGCUCUACAAGUCACGUGUUUAAGUUUAAUCAAAUAUGAUCUUGUCCUUAAGUUUACAAAGCAUAGAAUAUAUUUAUAUGUUACAUGAAAUGGCCCAGCUGAAGAUAUUAAAGGUUGUUAAUAGAAUUAUAUUUCUUUUUGAAACCAACCAUACCCCAAAACCUGUCCACCCAUGACCACCUGUCCACCCAUGACCACCUGUCCACCCAUGACCACCUGUCCACCCAUGACCACCUGUCCACCCAUGACCACCUGUCCACCCAUCACCACCUGGCCACCCAUGACCACCUGUCCACCCAUGACCACCUGUCCACCCAUCACCACCUGGCCACCCAUGACCACCUGUCCACCCAUCACCACCUGUCCACCCAUGACCACCUGUCCACCCAUGACCACCCGUCCACCCAUCACCACCUGUUCACAUAUUAUCUCAUUUUAACAGCUGCUUUGUGGUGAAUGCUGUUUUUCCAUCAUUUUUCCUAAGUAAACAAUUGUCUUACCUCCCAUUAACACACUUAUAUAAGCAAUUCUUAUUUUUUGAUAUUCACUUUUUCCUCGACACUGUUAUAUAGUAGAUUGAAUUUUCUUGAUGAUGUAAUUAUAACUAUUGUACAACCUGCUGAAUAGGCCUACUCACAUUAUCCUUUAUUAACCUAUGAACACCCCGACACCCCCCACUAUUUCAUCUUCUUUUAUGAGACAAGAAAUGAGCUGAAGAAAUUCAAAAGUUUUAUUAUUUCCAUGAGUCGGCUAAAUCAGAUAAUCCAAUAUUUUGUUUUACUUAACAAAUCAUUUUUUUUGUUUGAUGGGUGGAAACUGUGUGAACCUGGUAAGCCCACUAAUUUUUCUUUUAUUAUUAUAGUUUUCAUAGUAGCAUUCUCAGUAACUAUGGGUAAAUUUAAAUAAGAAAUGUUUAGCCAGCCCAGGUUUGAUCUUUACCGAGACUUGUUUUUAAAAUUUUUGUUAUUUCUUCUACUUUCAGACCAGCUUGAGUCGCUUUGCUCAUGCCAUGUCGGAAAUGCUCAAAUAUUUUAAUGUAAGUCUCUGAGGGGGUUACAAUCUAUUUUUAAUGUGGCUAGUCUUGUCCAGUGAAAGAAAUGUCAGAGUGUGGAUGUCUCAUCCAGUGGUAGGACUGUGUGGAUAUCUAGUACAGUGGAAGGAGUUUGUGGAUAUCUAGUCCAGGGGAAGGACUUUGUGGAUGUCUAGUACAGUGGAAGGACUGUGUGGAUAUCUAGUACAAUGGAAAGACUGUGUGGAUGUCUAGUCCAGGGGACGGGCUUUGUGGAUGUCUAGUCCAGGGGACGGACUUCGUGGAUGUCUAGUACAGUGGAAGCACUAUGGAUUUGCUUUUGAACUUAAUUGUUACUUUUCUUUGAUCACAAGAAUGACAUUUGAGAAGAUUCUAGCGUACUGAAAAUUGAGAAAUGCAGACAAGGUACUGUGACACAACUUGAUAGAAUGCACAUUAAAACUUCAUGGAAUUAUGGGAUAUGUCUCGAUUGAAUACAAUGACAUGACCUUUAUAGUCCAUGACUAUACUUAAUAAAAUACAAUACAUCACUUGACAGAAUACAUGACCUGUUAGACAACAUGACUUGAUAUCAUACAGCUGAUCUACUCAUAGUGAAAUGAGCUAAUUUUUCAAUGUUUUUUGUAGAUUCUCAUGGACCAAGCAAACAGAUCAGUUUGUAAGAAUCUCAAUAACUUUAUCAGAAUGUAAGUGUUCUUUAGUGGUCAUAAAAUGAUAAGAAAUAUCAUUAAUUCAGUUUCACCAUUGACAGAAAGGUUGUACAAUUGCAAGAAAUAUCUCUGGCAUAAUGUGUUCUUCUAUUUAAUUGUAAACUAAAAGAAAUUUUUUCAAGUACAACAACAUUUUUUUAAGAUAUAAUUAUUUUUCUUAAUUGUGGCUUGAAUGAACACAUCCAUAGGCCUCAAUAUUCAUAAAAUGUGCUUCGGAUGUACGCAGUGUACAUAAUAAUAUAAAUGCUUAUUUGAAAUGUACCAUGACCAUGUGAUGGCGUUCAUUUCCAGUGACAUCAAGAAGGUCAAGGAGACCAAGAAAUUGUUUGAGAAGAUCAGCGAUGACAUGGAUGCAGCUUUCAUCCGCAACUCCCAGGCGGCCAAGUCAAAACCACAGGAGUGUGAGGAGGCACACAACACGCUGACGGCCAUGAGGUCCUGCUUCGCUCACACAUCAUUGGAUUAUGUCUUUCAAGUGAGUUGUUUCAAUAACAUCAAAAACAUUUUUUUAAAUGUGUAAAUUUUUUUUACAACUUGAAAAUUUUGAAUAGAAAUGCUUUUUAUGUGUUUCUUGUUUUGAUGGUGUAAGCUUGAGUUGUUUCUAUUAUUGAUAACUCAGUACCUACACAAGUUAUAUCUUUUUUUUUGAUGGUGUCAGCUUGAGUUGUUUCUAUUAUUUACAACUCAGUACCUACAAGUUAUAUCUUUUUUUGAUGGUGUCAGCUUGAGUUGUUUCUAUUAUUUACAACUCAGUACCUACAAGUUAUAUCUUUUUUUGAUGGUGUCAGCUUGAGUUGUUUCUAUUAUUUAUAACUCAGUAACUACGCAUCUUUUACUUUGUGUUAGAAAAAUAUAUUUUCUUUGCUUCUAAUUUUUUUGCUUCAAAUUUGUGCAUUUAUUUAUUUUCCCUAUUAUAUGUUUAUUGUCAUAUAAAAAAUAUUAAAAUACUUUAUAUUAUAAUUUUUACUUACAAAUCCUGUAUUGCUCAGAAUUUGUGCAGCUCAUGAGAAACCAUUGUUCAAUUUUACCCCCAAAAUUUUUAUUUUUGUUAACAUCCUGAUUGUGGCCCGCAUCCCUAGUUAAAAGACUUAUCUAUGGAGGUAGAAAAAAAGAGCCGCCUUUACUCUGAACAAAACAGCCGCCUUUACUCUGAACAAAACAGCCGCCUUUACUCUGAACAAACCAGCCGCCUUUACUCUGAACAAACCAGCCGCCUUUACUCUGAAAAAAACAGCCGCCUUUACUCUGAACACAACAGCAUUUAUUGUUAUUUGUUAAAACUUCAAACGUUGUUCUUCCCCUCAAAUUUUAUUUGUUAGCUACAUGUUCAUUCAAAUCUUUUGAUUGCACACUAUAGAGAAUAAAUCCCAUUAAUGUCAAUUUUUUUAUUUGAGUGCAUGAAAAAUUUUAAUAACAAGUUGACGAAUCUGAAACUUUAGAAACAACAAAGCAAUGCACACAACAGAAAUGUUAAAUUUAAUAUAAAUUAUAUCUUGUGCAUUGACUAGUUAAGUUAAUAUAAGUUAUAUCUUGUACAUUUGCUGUAUCUACUGUUUUCAAAAUGGUGCAACUUUAAAAAUUAUUUAUGCAAAUAUUUUAAUUCCAGGUGAAUGUGCUCAAUUCCAAGAAGAGAUUUGAUAUUCUUGAUACGGUGAGUUUUUAGCUUUGAUCUCUAAGCAUGAUAUUGUUGAAACAGUGAGAUUUUAGCUUUGAUCUAAGCAUGAUAUUGUUGAUACAGUGAGAGUUUAGCUUUGAUUUCUAAGCAUGAUAUUGUUGACACAGGGAGAUUUUAGCUUUGAUCUCUAAGCAUGAUAUUGUUGAUACAGUGAGAGUUUAGCUUUGAUCUCUAAGCAUGAUAUUGUUGAUACAGUGAGAGUGUAGCUUUGAUCUCUAAGCAUGAUAUUGUUGAUACAGUGAGAUUUUAGCUUUGAUCUCUAAGCAUGAUAUUGUUGAUACAGUGAGAGUUUAGCUUUGAUUUCUAAGCAUGAUAUUGUUGAUACAGUGAGAGUUUAGCUUUGAUCUAAGCAUGAUAUUGUUGAUACAGUGAGUUUUUAGCUUUGAUCUCUAAGCAUGAUAUUGUUGAUACAGUGAGUUUUUUUAGCUUUGAUCUAAGCAUGAUAUUGUUGAUACAGUGAGAGUUUAGCUUUGAUCUAAGCAUGAUAUUGUUGAUACAGUGAGAGUUUAGCUUUGAUCUAAGUGUGAUAUUGUUGAUACAGUGAGUUUUAGCUUUGAUCUCUAAGCAUGAUAUUGUUGAUACAGUGAGAGUUUAGCUUUGAUCUAAGUGUGAUAUUGUUGAUACAGUGAGUUUUUAGCUUUGAUCUCUAAGCAUGAUAUUGUUGAUACAGUGAGUUUUUAGCUUUGAUCUAAGCAUUUCCUUUUAAGUUGUUGCCGAUCUGCAUGAGUUGGAAAUAAAAUAAAAGUCUUAAAAAUGUUUUAAAUUUUUUUGCAUGCGGUGCAAUAUUUAUAAGUUAAUUUAAGAAAUGGUUGACUUUCUAUAAAAAAAUGAUUACCAUAUCUUCAUAUAAAAUAUAAAGAGAUUCAGAGUUUUAAUUGCUUUUAUUUUUUUUAAAACAAGCCUGGAUUUUAAAAAAUAAGGGGCAGGAAUUCAAUCAGAAUGGGAUUGGCUAAGUAUAACAGUUCAAAAUUCAAGAGUAAUUUUUCCUUGCUGACACAAAUGGAUAAUGAAUUAGGUCAAUGUUUAAACUUGGUAUUUCUAUAUCUUUUGAGAAAAUCAAAAUAGGCAUUUAAUGAAUAAACCCCCCUGACAAACUCUAAUGUUCUUGUAGUACAGCAUUUAUAACUUUAGUUCCUCACAGAUUUGGGAUUAAUUUGUGUAAUCAAGACUAAUAAUUGGAGAAUAAUUGGCGGAAAGAUUAUCAUAAUUUGAAGACAUAAAAGGGAUGGAUUUAAUCUUAAGAACAACUUCUAAGAAAUGCACUAUUUAUUUCUUUCUUCAGAAUUUGUAUACUAUAUCGAGAAUAAACCUCCGUGGUUCACCAGCCUGCUGGAUCGUUAAGUUUAGAAGUGGUUCUCAGACAUCUCAGACCCCAUUAUAAAGAUACAUUUACAUAGUAACAUGUUACAUUUGCUGGACAUUUAAGUUUCGAAGUGGUUCUCGAACAUCUCAGACCCCAUUAUAAAGUUAUAUUUACAUAGUGAUAUGUUGUUACAUUUGCUGGACAGUUAAGUUUAGAAGUGGUUCUCAAACAUCUGGGACCCCAUUAUAAAGUUACCUAUGCCACAGUAAAAUGUUACAUAUGCUGGGUAUUUUAGAAGUGGUUCUCAAACAUCUCAGACCCCAUGAUAAAGUUACAUUUGCCACAGUAAAAUUUUACAUGUUCUGUAUAGUUUAGAAGUGGUUCUCAACAUCUCAGACCCCAUGAUAAAGUUACAUUUGCCAUGGUGAAAUGUUUUUUCAUAUGCGUGAUAGUUUAGAAGUGGUUCUCAAAAUCUCAACCCCCAUGAUAAAGUUACAUUGGCCAGAGCAAAAUGUUAUAUAUCCUUCUCAUUCUAUUUCAGAUGUUGUCUUUCAUGCAUGCACAAAGCACAUUCUUCCAUCAAGGUCAUGACCUUUUCCAAGAUUUGGAAACCACGUACAUGAAGGAGAUUGCUGGACAGGUAAACUGAUGGUUUCAAUGUUGAGAAAAUAACAGUGCAAACUUUCAUCAUUACUUUACUGCCAUCACUACUUUACUGUCAUGAUUACUUUACUUUCAGCAUUACUUUACUGUCAUCAUUACUUUACUGUCAUCAUUAAUUUACUUUCAUCAUUAAUUUACUUUCAUCAUUACUUUACUUUCAUCAUUACUUUACUUUCAACCAUUGCUUUACUUUCAUCAUUAAUUUACUUUCAUCAUUACUUUACUUUCAUCAUUACUUUACUUUCAUCAUUACUUUACUGUCAUCAUUACCUUUCUUUCAUAAUUAAUUUUAUAAUUAAUUUACUUGCAUAAUUACUUUCAUCAUUAUUUUACUUUCAUAAUUACUUUACUUUCAUAAUUACUUUUAUAAUUACUUGACUUGCAUAAUUACUUUACUUUCAUAAUUAAUUUCAUAACUACUUUACUUUUAUAAUUACUUUCAUAAUUACUUUACUUUCAUAAUUACUUUCAUAAUUACUUUACUUUCAUAAUUACUUUCACAAUUCUGCACACAUAUAUUUGUAUGCUUAAAGUAACUGAGGUUUGUUUUUCCUGGUUUUCUCCCGUUUUUUUUUUUUUGGUUAGUAGUAUUUAACAUUUUCUUUGACAGACUGGAACUAUUAGUCCAUGUCUGUGAGACGUUAUUCAAACGUUUUCUUCGACAGACUGGAACUAUUAGUCCAUGUCUGUGAGACAUUAUUCAAACGUUUUCUUUGACAGACUGGAACUAUUAGUCCAUGUCUGUGAGACAUUAUUCAAACGUUUUCUUCGACAGACUGGAACUAUUAGUCCAUGUCUGUGAGACAUUAUUCAAACGUUUUCUUUGACAGACUGGAACUAUUAGUCCAUGUCUGUGAGACAUUAUUCAAACGUUUUCUUCGACAGACUUGAACUAUUAGUCCAUGUCUGUGAGACAUUAUUCAAACGUUUUCUUUGACAGACUGGAACUAUUAGUCCAUGUCUGUGAGACAUUAUUCAAAUGUUUUCUUCGACAGACUGGAACUAUUAGUCCAUGUCUGUGAGACAUUAUUCAAGUUGUUGUAAAAAAAGUAAUUUUUUUUAAGUCCAUUUGAUUAUAUUAUUUACGCUCUAUCUCAUUUUUGGGGUAAAAUGCAGACAAAUUUAAAUUUAACUUUCAAAAAAUUAAAAUGAUGAAAAAGUCAACUACUCAACUGAAUACUGAUGUCUUUAGUCAUUCUGAGUUCUCUAUAAUUUUUAUGACUGCAUCUCUUAAGUCAUUCUGAGCUCUCUAUAAUUUUUAAGACUGCUUCUCUUAAGUCAUUCUGAGCUCUCUAUAAUUUUUAUGACUGCGUCUCUUAAGUUAAAUGUUUCCCUUUAUUCAAAUGAUUCCCAAACUUUUCAGUUUUUGGACCCCUGUAUAAGUUUUCUUAUCCCAAAAGCUCCAGUGCCACAAUUAUAACUUAUUAACUUUCUAAAUGUCAUUAAAUAUUUUUUAUCUGUCAUCUGCCGAUGUGAGGAGACUCAUUAGCAUGUUAGUGAGAAGACUCAUUACCGUACUAGUGAGAAGACUCAUUACUGUGUUAGUGACAAGACUCAUUACCAUGCAAGUGAGAAGACUCAUUACCAUGCUAUUGAGAAGACUCAUUACCAUGUUAGUGAGAAUACUCAUUACUGUGCUAGUGAGAAGACUCAUUACCAUGUUAGUGAGAAGACUCAUUACCAUGCUAGUAAGAAGACUCAUUACUGUGCUAGUGAGAAGACUCAUUACCGUAUUAGUGAAAAGGCUCAUUACCAUGCUAGUGAGAAGACUCAUUACCGUGCUAGUGAGAAGACUCAUUACCAUGCUAGUGAGAAGGCUCAUUACCAUGUUAGUGAGAAGACUCAUUACCGUGCUAGUGAGAAGACUCAUUACCGUAUUAGUGAGAAGACUCAUUACCAUGUUAGUGAGAAGACUCAUUACCAUGCUAGUGAGAAGACUCAUUACCAUGCUAGUGAGAAGACUCGUUACCAUGUUAGUGAGAAGACUCAUUACCGUGCUAGUGAGAAGACUCAUUACCUUAUUAGUGAAAAGGCUCAUUACCAUGCUAGUGAGAAGACUCGUUACCAUGUUAGUGAGAAGACUCAUUACCGUGCUAGUGAGAAGACUCAUUACCGUAUUAGUGAAAAGACUCAUUACUGUGCUAGUGAGAAGACUCAUUACCUUAUUAGUGAAAAGGCUCAUUACCAUGCUAGUGAGAAGACUCGUUACCAUGUUAGUGAGAAGACUCAUUACCAUGCUAGUGAGAAGACUCAUUACCGUGCUAGUGAGAAGACUGAUUACCGUGCUAGUGAGAAGACUCAUUACCCUGCUAGUGAGAAGACUCAUUACUGUGCUAUUGAGAAGACUCAUUACCAUGUUAGCUAGAUGACUCAUUACCAUGCUAGUGAGAAGACUCAUUACCGUGCUAGUGAGAAGACUCAUUACCGUGCUAGUGAGAACACUCAUUACCAUGCUAGUGAGAAGACUCAUUACCAUGUUAGUGAGAAGACUCAUUACCAUAUUAGUGAGAAGACUCAUUACCAUGCUAGUGAGAAGACUCAUUACCAUGCUAGUGAGAAGACUCAUUACCAUAUUAGUGAGAAGACUCAUUACCAUGCUAGUGAGAAGACUCAUUACCAUGUUAUUGAGAAGACUCAUUACCAUGUUAGUGAGAAGACUCAUUACCAUGCUAGUGAGAAGACUCAUUACCAUGCUAGUGAGAAUACUCAUUACCAUGUUAGUGAGAAGACUCAUUACCAUGCUAGUGAGAAGACUCAUUACCAUGUUAUUGAGAAGAGUCAUUACCAUGCUAGUGAGAAGACUCAUUACCAUGCUAGUGAGAAGACUCAUUACCAUAUUAGUGAGAAGACUCAUUACCAUGCUAGUGAGAAGACUCAUUACCAUGUUAGUGAGAAGACUCAUUACCAUGUUAGUGAGAAGACUCAUUACCAUGCUAGUGAGAAGACUCAUUACCAUGCUAGUGAGAAUACUCAUUACCAUGCUAGUGAGAAUACUCAUUACCAUGUUAGUGAGAAGACUCAUUACCAUGCUAGUGAGAAGACUCAUUACCAUGCUAGUGAGAAUACUCAUUACCAUGCUAGUGAGAAUACUCAUUACCAUGUUAGUGAGAAGACUCAUUACCAUGUUAGUGAGAAGACUCAUAAGCAACAUAAUGCUCGUUGACCGAUGCUCGUCAGCAGACCACCACUGCCUUAAAUCUUUCUGAAUUCUUGUAUAAAAAUGAUGGCAUUGUCCCUUUGUUGUUCCAGGCUCUUGUAUAACAAUGAUUACAUUGUCCCUUUGUUGUUCCAGGCUCUUGUAUAACAAUGAUUACAUUGUCCCUUUGUUGUUCCAGGCUCUUGUAUAACAAUGAUUGCAUUGUUCCUUUGUUGUUCCAGGCUCUUGUAUAACAAUGAUUGCAUUGUCCCUUUGUUGUUCCAGGCUCUUGUAUAAUAAUGAUUACAUUGUCCCUUUCUUGUUCCGAGCUCUUGUAUAACAAUGAUUGCAUUGUCCCUUUGUUGUUCCAGGCUCUUGUAUAACAAUGAUUACAUUGUCCCUUUCUUGUUCCGAGCUCUUGUAUAACAAUGAUUACAUUGUCCCUUUGUUGUUCCAGGCUCUUGUAUAACAAUGAUUACAUUGUCCCUUUGUUGUUCCUUGCUCUUGUAUAAUGAUUGCAUUGUCCCUUUGUUGUUCCGAGCUCUUGUAUAACAAUGAUUACAUUGUCCCUUUCUUGUUCCGAGCUCUUGUAUAACAAUGAUUACAUUGUCCCUUUGUUGUUCCAGGCUCUUGUAUAACAAUGAUUACAUUGUCCCUUUCUUGUUCCGAGCUCUUGUAUAACAAUGAUUACAUUGUCCCUUUGUUGUUUUGGGCUUUUGUAUAAUGAUUGCAUUGUCCCUUUGUUGUUCUGGGCUCUUGUAUAACAAUGAUUACAUUGUCCCUUUGUUGUUCCUUGCUCUUGUAUAAUGAUUGCAUUGUCCCUAUGUGUUCUUGUAAUUUUCUAGUUGUUUCACAUAAGACUUUCUGUAUUCUUCUGUCUCACAGGUUGAGGAACUUAGCUCUAAAGCUAAAGUAGAGAGGAAGGAGAUGGAGGAGAGACACACGCUUGUGCAGCAAAAGGUACGACAAUAUAGUUUUACAACAUCUUAUUUUGUAGCAUUACAACUUAUCUCAUAUCUCUAUAUCUUAGGCUGUAGUGUUACAACAUAUUUCCAUAUCUUAUGUUGUAGUGUUACGACAUAUUUCCAUAUCUUAUGCUGUAGUGUUACAACAUAUUUCUAUAUCUUAUGCUGUAGUGUUACAACAUAUUUCUAUAUCUUAUGCUGUAGUGUUACAACAUAUUUCUAUAUCUUAUGCUGUAGUGUUACAACAUAUUUCCAUAUCUUAUGCUGUAGUGUUACAACAUAUUUCUAUAUCUUAUGCUGUAGUGUUACAACAUAUUUCUAUAUCUAAUACUGGCAUUGGAUUCAGUAAGUUUAAAUCAAAACAAUGUCACACAACUAUGUUAUAGUUUUCCUGCCCAUGGUGUCAGGUGGCCUCUAACUUUGGUCCCCUGUAAAAGUAUAUAAAUAUUUAAUCUAAUUUUAUGUCAUUGCUGAGCUCCAAGUAUAAAAAGUUACAUCGUUUGGUAGUCAGGUCAGUCGACUCAUCUGUUUGGUGGUCAGAUCAGUGGACUAAUCGGUUUUGGUGGUCAGAUCAGUGGACUCAUCUGUUUGGUGGUCAUAUCAGUGGACUAAUCUGUUUUGGUGGUCAGAUCAUUGGAGUAAUCUGUUGGGUGGUCAGAUCAGUGGACUCAUCUUUCGACGACAAUAAUGGAUAUUUCUUGAGUUGUUUACUGUGCUCUUUUCUUUGUGAUAUUUUCAUUUCUGCUGUUAGCUGAAGAAGGCUUUAUGCCGAAAUGUCCUUAUCUUUUUGUCCUGUUCUCUAAUUCAAGCUUCCAAAUACCUCGUUUUGCUAUUUCAUUCACUUACUAGGCUUGAAUGCAGUCCUUUAAUUUAUAGAUCUGUUGGGGGACCCACUUACAUAGGUCCGCCUUGAUUUCCGGUUCAUUUUCUCAGUCGCUAAGCUGUUGAUGUUUAAUGGAGAUGCGCUACUCAAAUCUGAUUUGGGAACUGUGUGCUCUAUUCAAUAGAGGAAAUUCCAUUGUAAAAAAGGCUGGGAACCACUGGUGUAAGAAAUUUCUACUGUGUAGGGCUGUACUCUAAAGAUUUGUUUACUUUUCACUUACCACAUACUGCUACUUGCUACUUUUUUUAUAGAAAGAGUACAAGCACAUACUAAGCUAGCGGUCAAGCACACACUGAACUAGCUGUCAAGCACACACUGAACUAGUGGUCAAGCACACACUGAACUAGUGGUCAAAGCACACACUGAACUAGUGGUCCAGCACACAUUGAAUUAGCGGUCAAGCACAUACUAAACUAGCGGUCAAGCACACAUUGAAAUUUGUGGUCAAGCACAUAAUAAACUAGUGGUCAAGCACACACUGAACAAGAGGUCAAGCACACACUGAACUACUGGUCGUCCCAUGUAAAGAUAACACCCUAACCGAGAAUAUUACUUUGGAUGUAAAUAAAAAUAAAUCAAAUGGAGACAUACAUUGUUUGAGACCAUCUGUUAUUUAAGUCAUAAUCAUUUCAUGAACACAUAAAACUUUUUUCUGCGGCGGGGAAAGGGAAAUCAAUGAAUUUAUCGGUCCCGGUGCCAAAUAUUCCUACUUUACAGUGCCAAGCAUUCCUACUUUACAGUGCCAAGUAUUCCUACUUUACGGUGCCAAGCAUUCCUAUUUUACAGUGACAAGCAUUCCUACUUUACAGUCCCAAGCAUUCCUACUUUACAGUGCCAAGCACUCCUACUUUACAGUGCCAAGUAUUCCUACUUUACAGUGACAAGUAUUCCUACUUUACAGUCCCAAACAUUCCUACUUUACAGUGACAAGUAUUCCUACUUUACAGUGACAAGCAUUCCUACUUUACAGUGACAAGCAUUCCUACUUUACAGUGACAAGUAUUCCUACUUUACAGUGACAAGUAUUCCUACUUUACAGUGACAAGUAUUCCUACUUUACAGUGACAAGCAUUCCUACUUUACAGUGACAAGCAUUCCUACUUUACAUUGUAGUUAAUCCAUUGUAUUAACACUGGUCUGUACAAAAUUUUGUCUUAUUGUCAAGUCAAUCCUUUUCUCUAACACUGGUGUUUACAUGGCUUAUGGUUAAUCCAUUGUUUAACACUGGUGUUUACAUGGCUUAUGGUCAAUCCAUUGUUCGAACACUGGUGUUUACAUGGCUUAUGGUCAAGUCAAUCCAUUGUUUAACACUGGUGUUUACAUGGCUUAUGGUCAAGUCAAUCCAUUGUUUAACACUGGUGUUUACAUGGCUUUUGGUCAAUCCAUUGUUCUAACACUGGUGUUUACAUGGCUUAUGGUCAAGUCAAUCCAUUGUUUAACACUGGUGUUUACAUGGCUUAUGGUCAAGUCAAUCCAUUGUUUAACACUGGUGUUUACAUGGCUUAUGGUCAAGUCAAUCCAUUGUUUAACACUGGUGUUUACAUGGCUUAUGGUCAAUCCAUUGUUCUAACACUGGUGUUUACAUGGCUUAUGGUCAAGUCAAUCAAUUGUUUAACACUGGUCUUUACAUGGCUUAUGGUCAGCCUGCUUUUGAUAGGAGUUACUUGGCAAGUGGAAAAGAAAGGGAUAUAAAAGAAAUAAAUUACUAAAAUUCUUUAUAUUAACUUUGCUUUUGUUCACAUGUUUUGGCUGGCAUAAUCUUGGGACACCUAAUUGACCCACUUCCCUUCAACCUAUCUAGCUGAAACUUGGUACAUAGACUUGUUGCCGAUGACAACACAUUCCUUCACAAUUUCUGCCCCACCUCCAAAAAUCAGUUUUUUCUGUUGUUCAAAAUGAACAAAGAAAUAAAAUGAUACCAUUGAUUUAACAAGAAUGAAAUUCCUGAUAAUUGAGCUCAAUUGGAUUCAUAAACAUGUUGCAAGUGCGUUUAAUGCACUGCUAAUUGAGCUAAAUAUGAUUCAUAAACAUGUUGCAAGUGCCUUUAAUGCACUGCUAAUUGAGCUCAAUUGGAUUCAUAAACAUGUUGCAAGUGCGUUAAAUGCAUAAUAUAUAUUUUUUUUCUGAAAUGGUUGGUCAAAUAAAUCUGCGGUGUAAGAAUGGGCGGGGCAUUAGAAUAAAUAAUAUAAAAUAAUUUUAAAAAUGCAUGUAAAGGAUUAUAUAAAAAACUUUUAUUUUUAUCGGUUGUUGAAUUUUCUGUACAAGUCAACAAAACUAUUAUAAAAUUGAAUGUAACAUGAACUGUUGUAUCUUUUCUUGGAUACUAGCAAUAAUGUUUGUUGAUAAAUCAUUAAAGAUAUGCUGCAAUAACAAACUGGUGCUGUGUGCAUCCUCGGUUAGUCCUUGUGUCACUAUACAAUAACCUUCUAACUUCAUCAUGUUUCCAAUAUUUAUUUCAUAUCAUUUUAAGUUUUCAAUUCUAUAACAAAUAGUAAAGUUUCUUCAUUUUUUCAGAUUUGACAGUGACUUGUCGUUUGUGCUUUACAUUUAUUAUUGAAUGUUUCCCAGCCUAAAAUCUCAUUUUUAUUUGAUUUUUGAGAAAAAGAUGAUUAAGUGCCGGCAUCUAAAUUUAUUGAUGUCAUCUCAAUGCCCGGUGAUCAGUUGAUACUUUUGUCUUUGGGACUAUCUUUCUUGCCCGACUUGGCCUUUUUAUUCUUUCUCUCUUUUUCUUUCUCUCCAUUAUCUUUGUUUUUUCUUUUUUUUUGUUCCUCUGCACUUUGCCCAUCUUUUCCCGGCUUUUCUUUCUUUCCAUUUCGUUUGUUGUUAGUUUUGUCUUUCUUCUUUCCUCUUUCACUCUUCUCCUUUUUCACUUUCUCUUCUUUUGACUUUUUACCUUCUGUUCCCCUCUGGGGCUGUGGUUGAACUUGUGGUGCUGCCUCCGAAGGGUCGUUCUGUGGAGCACUAAUGCUUUCCCCAAUGUCAACCUCACCGAUUUCUGCCCAUUCUGCAUCUUGAAUGCUUCUCACAGUUCUACCGCGAAGUCUCAAUGGGCUCUCGCAAGUGACCUCCUCGUUGUCAUGGAAUUUAACAUCACUAGACACCAUCCAAUCCCUCAACCACUUUAAAUUCCUCGAACACCUCAAAGGGUUCCCAUUCAGAAUGAAUGAGGCAAGGUUGGGGAAGAUGACCCUGACUCUCGGAGUUAUCCACUGCAGGUUGUUGUAGCUGACGUCCAGCAGGGUUAGGCUGGACAUGGGGACCAGGGCUAUCUCUGGGUCAUUGAUUAUGGCCAUGAAGGCGUCCACGAGGCCAUGACUGCCCAUCAUGUGCAGCUCCUGCAGCCUCAGCAUCUCAGGCAGGAAGCUUCCCAUGAGCUCAAACUCCUCAGUGGGUUGGUAUGAAAGGAAGAGCCUGCUCAGAUUCCCGAGAUUGUGGAAGGCGCCGAUCUCUAUCCUCCUCAAAAGAUUGUUGGACAGAAAGAUGGUACUGAGACUGCCGAGAUCUGAGAAUGUACCAGCCUCCAGAGUAUGAAUGUUGUUUCCCUGGAAAUUGAGUGUGUCUAGGAAGCGCAGUCCCUUGAAAGUGUCGGGCUGGAUCCUUGUGAUUAUGUUGUUCUCCACCGUCAAGUAGACGAGGCGGGACUGGUUGCUGAAAAUUCCACUCUCAAUUUCUGCAAUUUUGUUGGAGUCCAUGUGUAUCUUGGUCAAGCUGUUGGGCAGAUCACGCGGGAUGUACACCAAAUUGUUAGACCUAAGCCACACCUGGAAAGUGUACAUUAAAAAUGUUAUUCCCUGUUGUUUCAUGGGGUUUCAGGAGCCCAGCUGGACGUUUGUAGGCUUGUUAGAGGGAAACAGAGCUUGAUAAGAGGGGAACAGAGCUUGAUAAGAGUGGAACAGAGCUUGAUAAGAGGGGAACAGAGCUUGAUAAGAGGGGAACAGAGCUUGAUAAGAGGGGAACAGAGCUUGAUAAGAGGGGAACAGAGCUUGAUAAGAGGGGAACAGAGCUUGAUAAGAGGGGAACAGAGCUUGAUAAGAGAGGCACGGACAGAAGAAACCAUUAAAAUUAGAAACCAGACUUUUGAAAAAGUAAAUGAAUUCAAAUACCUAGGAUCUUUAUUAAAUGAAAGAAAUGAAUUAAUAACAUAUAAAAGAAAGAAUACCAGCCGUAAGCAAGGCAUACUCCAGUAGUCAGAAAAUACUCACAAGUAAAAACAUUACAAGAAAACUAUUUAAAAAACUGUAAUCAGGCCAGUUGUAGCAUACGCAAGUGAAACAUGGACCCUAACAAACAUGUCAGAAAACCUUAAAAACUCAUUGGAGAGAAAAGUUCAGAGGCCUUCAGAUGCUCUGAGAGACUGCUAAUCACUGGGAUGUUGCCCUGGUAUGACCGUGUCAUGACUUACAUCUUUUCAACGAUGGUGUAUGACCAAGUCAUGACUUACAUCUUUUAAACGAUGGUGUAUGACCAAGUCAUGACUUACCUCUGCUAGCUAACAGUUUAUGCCCAUUUCAUGACUUACCUCUGUUAGCUAAUGGUGUAUGACAUCCAUGUCAUGACUUACCUCUGUGAGCAUGGUCAGGUGAGACAAGGCUCCAUCCGCAAAAAAUCUAAUCUGGUUGUCAUUCAAGGUUAACAGCUCCAGGUCUGUGAUGUUGAGGAGGUCAGUGUGGAGCACCUAGACAAAUGGGGACAUUCCUGUUAAACACAAUAUGCCAGAGGAUGUCUAAUGAUAUGCUAUGCUUUUAAAUAUGCCAGAGGAUGUCCAAUGAUAUGCUAUGCUUUUAAAUAUGCCAGAGAAUGUCCAAUAAUAUGCUUUUAAAUAUGCCAGAGGAUGUCCAAUGAUAUGCUAUGCUUUUAAAUAUGCCAGAGGAUGUCCAAUGAUAUGCUAUGCUAUUAAAUAUGCCAAAGGAUGUCUAAUGAUAUGCUAUGCUUUUAAAUAUGCCAGAGGAUGUCCAAUGAUAUGCUAUGCUUUUAAAUAUGCCAGAAGAUGUCCAAUGAUAUGCUAUGCUUUUAAAUAUGCCAGAGGAUGUCCAAUGAUAUGCUAUGCUUUUAAAUAUGCCAGAAGAUGUCCAAUGAUAUGCUAUGCUUUUAAAUACUUUUGAUUGUUUUCUUUUAAUGGUCAAAAUCUAUAUAUUUAUAAUGAUAAAUAUUUAUGUCUUUAUAUAGUCCACCUGGUUUUCAUAUCUUUGUGUGUGUGUGUGCAGUUUUCCAUUUUUAAAUAUUUAAAGUAUUCCCUAUUUGUAAACCAACAUCUCGAUUUUCUCAUUCAUACCUGACUACUUUUCAUACCUGAUUGUCUAUCAUACCUGAAUGACUUUUAUACCUUAUGCCCUAUGUACCUGUUGUAUUGCAUUCUGACCAAGUCUUAAGUCACUGACUGAUGCAGGGAAAGGUCCAGGUACAGCGCUCAGAUUGCAGCUGGACAAGUCCACCAGUUGUAGGAACUCUGUGGUAAACUCUAGACGAGGCAUAGUUGACAUGGGAUUGUUGUUCAGAGAGAGGGAUCUGUGUGGUAAAUGGUGGCAUAGUUGACAUGGGAUUGUUGUUCAGAGAGAGGGAUCUGUGUGGUAAAUGGUGGCAUAGUUGACAUGGGAUUGUUGUUCAGAGAGAGGGAUCUGUGUGGUAAAUAUUGGCAUAGUUGACAUGGGAUUGUUGUUCAGAGAGAGGGAUCUGUGUGGUAAAUGGUGGCAUAGUUGACAUGGGAUUGUUGUUCAGAGAGAGGGAUCUGUGUGGUAAAUGGUGGCAUAGUUGACAUGGGAUUGUUGUUCAGAGAGAGGGAUCUGUGUGGUAAAUGGUGGCAUAGUUGACAUGGGAUUGUUGUUCAGAGAGAGGGAUCUGUGUGGUAAAUGGUGGCAUAGUUGACAUGGGAUUGUUGUUCAGAGAGAGAGAUCUGUGUGGUAAAUGGUGGCAUAGUUGACAUAGGAUUGUUGUAGAGAGAUGGAUCUGUGUGGUAAAUGCUGUGUCUUUUAUUAACGCAAUAUUCUGCAUAUAUUUGUUUUGAAUAUUUAACAAUCUUCAACAUGAUUGCGUCCAGUGUCGAACUAUAGCAGUUUUUCAACUUCUUCCUCCAUCCUAAAUAAGUUGCUCUUCAUCCUCAUUCAUGCGAGGAUCCCAAUUAUUGUCAUUUUAUUGUCUUUUGUGUGUGGAUGACUGUGGACUUCAGUUUAACAACUGUCCCAAACUCCAAGUCAUGGGUACCCUAUUUUCACACUCUAUGUCCUUGUCAUUGGUUUGAGAACCACUGACACAAUCUCCGAGCCACAACUACCAGACAUUCAUACCCUAUAUCUAUGUGCCUCAUUUGAGAACCACUGUCCAAAACUCCAAGGCUCAGCAACCAGACGUUCAAACUUGUCUCCAUUGACAUAAGUUGGAGAACCACUGUCCCAGACCACACGACACAUCAAUCUGACAUUCAAAUUCUAAUUCCAUUUAUCCUAGUUUGAUAACCAAUCAGAAAAUACAAGCCACAAGGACCAGGCAUUCACACUCUGUCUCUAUGGACCUUAGUUUGGGAUCCACUGUUCCUUAACUCCAAGCCACUUCUACAUUCCAUGUCUAAAGGAACUCAGUCUUAAGAGAAGCCACAACAAUCAGGCAUUCACACUCUGUCUCUUUGGACCUUAGUUUGGGAACCACUGUUCCUUAACUCCAAACCACUUCUACAGUCCAUGUCUAAAGGAACUACGUCCCGAGAGAAGCCACAACAAUCAGGCAUUCACACUCUGUCUCUAUGGACCAUUAGUUUGGGAACCGCUGUUCCUUAACACCAAGCCACUUCUACAGUCGUCUAAAGGAACUCAGUCCCGAGAGAAGCCACAAAUAUCAGGCAUUCACACUCUGUCUCUAUGGACCUUAGUUUGGGAGCCACUGUUCCUAACUCCAAGCUACUUCUACAGUCCAUGUCUAAAGGAACUCAGUCCCGAGAGAAGCCACAACAAUCAGGCAUUCACACUCUGUCUCUAUGGACCUUAGUUUGAGAACCACUGUUCCUUAACUCCAAGCCACUUCUACAGUCCAUGUCUAAAGGAACUCAGUCUUAAGAGAAGCCACAACAAUCAGGCAUUCACACACAAAACACCUUAAAUAUCUGAGACUCUUAAACGCUCGGGCGUGUAUGGUGACGAUAGUGUUGCCGCGUAGGUCAAGGUUAUGUAUCCUGGUCAAGGCCGCGAGGUCGUUCUCUCCGAUGGUUCUAAUCUUAUUGUAGCCCAGAUCGAGCUGGAAGAGGUUGGGCGUCUCCUCCAGGAAGUCGAGGGUGGACAGCUUGUUUUUGCUGAUGGACAAGGUGCGCAGCUGCUUCAUGUUGCGCAGCGCCUUGCGGUGCAUGCCGCUGAUGCGAUUGUCACUGAGGUCGAGGGACAUCAGAUUGGGGAAGUAACUGAAAAUGACAGUAAUAGAGACAGUUCAAGAGACAUUCAUAGGGACAAUUAUAGCGAAAUUUAUGGGGACAGUUAUAGGGACGAUUACUGGGAAUUUGAGUGCAGAUAUAAGGGCGUUCAUAAGGACACUUUCCAUUUUCUUUAGAAAUAUUCGAAGCCUGUCUAAAAUGUAUUUCACAGAGGUCCUGUCUAAAAUGUAUUUCACAGAGGUCCUGUCUAAAAUGUAUUUCACAGAGGUCCUGUCUAAAAUGUAUUUCACAGAGGUCCUGACUAAAAUUUAUUUCACAGAGGUCUUGAAUAAAAUAUAUAUAUUGAAAUGGCUUCAUUUUGGCUAGUUUAAAAUAUUUAACAGAAACUUUGUUACUUAUUUAAAUUGUGUGUUUUGAGAGUAGAUGUGUCAUAUGUCAUUACCGUGUCAUAAAGUUGUACGUCAAAUGUGUACAGGCUCCAUUGGGAUUAGUGCAGUUUUGACAUGAUGAAGAUAGGAUUGUAACAACAGUAACAAGAACAAGAAGUAGUUAUCAUGAUUGAGUGUGUAACAUAUCAAAGUGGCCAGAUAAUGGGAUCGACCGACCUGUCGGACGACUGUGGUGAUACCAAAUGGCAUUUCCAAGUCGAUUAAACAACCCCUAAAACAAGCUUUUUGGUAGAACUACUUUUUUUCUUUCAAGUUUUAUUCUUGUCUAUUAAUAUUCUAAUGAUCAACUCGCUUUGACACCGGAGAUUCAUUUCACCAACCAUUUCAUAAAAAAAUAUUUUAAUAUUCUAAUGAUCAACUCGCUUUGACACCGGAGAUUCAUUUCACCAACCAUUUCAUAAAAAACAAACAAAAGACAAUAUUGCGCACCAAAUGCACUUGAGAUAUUUUGUUUUUCUUUCGCGAAAUCAGUGGCAUCAUAUUUCAUUCAUCUUCCCCUUGAAAAACUUGAACAACGGAAAAUUUGAUAGAAUGUGUUGUCAUCGGCAACGAGUCCAUGUGCCAAGUUUCAGGUCGAUAUGUUUACCGUGAAGUCGGUCCGCAGAUUUGUCCACACCCCCCAGCCAGAAAGAAGCACACGAAUAAGAGCGAAGUUUGUGUAAAGGAUUUUAAAAAAAAAGAAGAUAUGUUUUUACGAAGUGAUUGUUACCGGCACAUGUGAUUGUUACGGGCACAUGUGAUUUUUUACCGGCACAUGGGAUUGUUACCGGCACAUGGGAUUGUUACCGGCACAUGGGAUUGUUACCGCCACAUGUCAUUGUUACCGGCAUAUGUGUUUGUUACCGCCACAUGUGAUUGUUACCGCCACAUGUGAUUGUGACCGGCACAUGUGAUUGUUACUGCUAGUUGUGAUUGUUACCGCCACUUGUGAUUGUUACUGCCAAAAUUGAUUUUUACUGCCAAAAUUGAUUGUUACUGUCACUUGUGAUUGUUACUGCCACAUGUGAUUGUUACUGCCAAAAUUGAUUGUUACCGUCACUUGUGAUUGUUACAGGCACUUGAUGAAAUAACGCAUAUCCUAGUAAGACGUAUAAGACAUUUCAUAAGGAAAAUCUAUGUCUGGAGAUUUCAUUAUAUUUGUAGGCUAUUAGGAAAAUCUAUAUCUGGAGAUUUCAUUAUAUUUGUAGACUUUUAGGAGAAUCAAUGUCUGGACAUUGCACCUUAUUUGUAGGUAUGAAGUAGAUUUUAAGUCUGGACACUACACUAUAUUUGUAGACUUUUAGGAGAAUCAAUGUCUGGACAUUGCACUUUAUUUGUAGGUAUGAAGUCGAUUUUUAAGUCUGGAUACUGCACUAUAUUUGUAGACUUUUAGGAGAAUCUAUGUCUGGACAUUCUCCAAUACAUUCAUUGAUGACUGCUGUCAUGUGUAGAGGAACCAUUUAAAAACUUACUCUGAUAACCAUUGAUGACUGCUGUCAUGUGUAUAGGAACCACUCAACAACAAGGACGAGAUGGUGUACCUCGUAUAGAACUCUAGCCCCGGCGGCUCACCUGAAUGCGUCAUUUCUCAGGCCGGCCAACUUGUUCCCGCUCAGUUUGAGAACCUCCACGGUGUCAGCCCUGGUGAACGCCCUGGCCCCCAGCACGCGGAUGUGGUUGUCUGCCAGGUUGAUCGUGGUUGUGCCAGUGGGGUAAGACUUUGGGAGAAAGAAACAUGGAUCAGGCGGUUGUAGUUAGUAGAAAAAUCUUGAUGCAUGGAUUGGAGAAUUUGCUAUAGAAAAUUGUAUCUUCAUGUUCGUGGCUCUCGGGCCUCAUUUGUUGACCCCAAUCGGCGGCCCCCAGACCCAAUUCGGAGGCCCUCAGGCCCCAUUCGGUGGCUUUCAGGCCCCAUUCGGCAGCUCUUGGGCCUCAUUUGUUGGCUCAAGUCCCCUUCGUUGGCUCAGGCCCCAUUUGGUGGCUGAGGCCACAUUCGGUGGCUCUCAGACCCCAUUCGGUGGCUCUCAUGCCCCAUUAUGUGGCUCUCAGGCCGGAUUUGGCUGCUCUCAAGCCCUAUUCGAGUUGCAAAUAGAGUAUCUGAGAUAUCACAUGACAAUGUUAUACAUUCUUUUCUUGAGUGCAAGUGUUUGUCUUGUUUUAAUGUGCUGUAGAAUUGUCCAUAUCAUUGUGGUCAUGAAUGUUAUACAUAAAUGAAAGCCUUCUCCAGGGACAUUUUAUCCUUUAAAUAACAGUACGAUGACUAAAUGCAGAUCCGAGGACCGCGUGUUCAUCUCUCCUACUUUAAAAUGUUAAACUAUUUGAGUUGGAGACCGUUGUAGCACUAAAUCACAGAGGGAUUUCUCUAGAAGUUAUCUUUGUGCAAAGUCGCCGAGGAAUACGUCUCUAGAUGUUAUCUCCACUAAGUCACCAAGAAAUAAGAUCUUUUGAUUUUAUCUGCACUAAGACACCGAUAAAUAAGAUCUUUUGUUGGUAUCUGCACUAAGACACCGAGAAAUAAGAUCUUUUGAUGGCAUCUGCACUAAGACAUAGAGAAAUAAGAUCUUUUGUUGGUAUCUGCACUAAGAUCUUUUGAUUUUAUCUGCACUAAGACACCGAUAAAUAAGAUCUUUUGUUGGUAUCUGCACUAAGACACCGAGAAAUAAGAUCUUUUGAUGGCAUCUGCACUAAGACAUAGAGAAAUAAGAUCUUUUGUUGGUAUCUGCACUAAGACACCGAGAAAUAAGAUCUUUUGAUGGCAUCUGCACUAAGACAUAGAGAAAUAAGAUCUUUUGUUGGUAUCUGCACUAAGACACCGAUAAAUAAGAUCUUUUGUUGGUAUCUGCACUAAGACACCGAGAAAUAAGAUCUUUUGUUGGUAUCUGCACUAAGACACCGAGAAAUAAGAUCUUGUGUUGGUAUCUGCACUAAUGCACCGAGAAAUAAGAUCUUUUGUUGGUAUCUUCACCAAGACACCGAGAAAUAAGAUCUUUUGUUGGUAUCUGCACUAAGACACCGAGAAAUAAGAUCUUUGGUUGGUAUCUGCACUAAGACACCGAGAAAUAAGAUUUUUUGUUGGUAUCUGCACUAAGACACAGAGAAAUAAGAUCUUUUGAUGGUAUCUGCACUAAGACACCGAGAAAUAAGAUCUUUUGAUGAUAGCUGCACUGAGAAAUUGGAUGUUUAGAAGUUAAAUCUACAAAAAAAAAAAACUUUCUGGACUUACCCGGGGCGGCGCUGUCAGACUUCUAUUGUUGCACUUAACUUCAUUGUUAGUGCAGGAGCGGCACCGCGGGGGGCAGGUGGUUUGUGCGGGGACCAGAACAGCGAGUGUUGUUAGGUAGACCACAAGUGUGGGCAUUAGUCCGGCCAUCCUGGUAUCUGAAAUGUAUAGAGGUGGAUUACUGUGGCACUGGACAUCGUAAAUGCUGGUAUGACCUGAAAUGUACAGAGAUGGAUUACUGUGGCACUGGACAUCGUCAAUGCUGGUACUACCUGGAAUCUACAGAGAUGGAUUAUUGUGACACUGGACACCGUUAUGACUUGAAUGUGCAACACACAAUGAAAGCGGAGAUACCAGCACACAUCAUUGGACAAUAAUUGCUAUGUGUGAUACCAGCAUACAUCAUUCGGGGCUAAUUAAUAUAUACGAUACCAUCACCCAUCAUUGGGCGCUAAUUGAUAUAUCGAUACCAUCACACAUCAUUGGGGGCUAAUUGAUAUAUAGGAUACAAGCACACAUCAUUCGGUGCUAAUUGAUAUAUACGAUACCAUCACCCAUCAUUGGGCGCUAAUUGAUAUCGAUACCAUCACCCAUCAUUGGGUGCUAAUUGAUAUAUAUGAUACCAGCACACAUCAUUUGGUGCUAAUUCGUGUAUAGGGUACCAUCACACAUCAUUGGGUGCUAAUUGAUGUAUAGGGUAUCAUCACACAUAAUUGGACGCUAAUUGAUAUAUCGAUACCAGCACAUAUCAUUGGGCAGUAAUUUAUGUAUACGAUACCAUCACACAGACUUUUGGCUCUUACUGAUAGAUAAUUUAUGACUCUUGAUCAAACUAUCGCAUUUGUCACAGAGAAAUUAUGACACUUUAUUGCAGUAUCUCAAUGGUUACUGAGAAAUUAUGACGCCUUACUGAGACAUCAUGUCUAUUGUUAACAUUAUCUCUAUUGUAAUUGUUAAAUUAUUUCACUAGUAAAUCAAAAUAAUACCUUAUUUCAGCCUAACUGUGAAGAGAAACACGUUUGUAAUGUCCUGUAAGUUCCUAUGUAAGAGUUUAAUUAAAACACUAGGAUCUUGCCCUGUAAGUUCCUGUGUAAGAGUUUAUUUAAAACACUGGUGCCAUUACCUGUAAGUUCCUGUGUAAGAGUUUAUAUAAAACACUUGUGUAAUGUCCUGUAAAUUCCUGUGUAAGAGUUUAUUUAAAACACUUGUGUCAUGUCCUGUGUAAGAGUUUAUUUAAAAUACUGGUGUCAUGUCCUGUAAGUUCCUGUGUAAGAGUUUAUUUAAAACACUUGUGUCAUGUCCUGUGUAAGAGUUUAUUUAAAAUACUGGUGUCAUGUCCUGUAAGUUCCUGUGUAAGAGUUUAUUUAAAACACUUGUGUAAUGUCCUGUCAGUUCCUGUGUAAGAGUUGUCUUAACCCGUGCACACCGUCUAAACAAAUGUGAUGCGAGUAAUAAACUAAUUGCUCAGCAAGACUUAUCUACCGGUUACUUACCUCUUAAAAAAGAACACCUUCACACAAAUCAUAAGCCGCACAUCCACAACUAGUCACUCGCUCACACGCCCACGCUCACAUGCCCGCCUCCACUCCACUCACUCUCCCCUCCCACUCUCCGUUUGUUUACAUCUAAGGCCAGUUUGUUUGGAUUCCUAGCCUGGGUGCAUGACUGCACCUCAUGGCCCUGGGGGGCACUUGAUCCACCAAUCACCGUCAUACGGCAAGACUUAUUUCUCACCAUCAUACGGCUAGACAUUUUUCCCACCAACAUACGGCUAGACAUUUUUCCCACCAACAUACGGCUAGACUAAUUUCUCACCAACAUACGGCUAGACUUAUUUCCCACUAUCAUUUGGCUAGACUCAUUUCUAACCAUCAUACGGCUAGACUUUUUGCCCACCAUGAUAACGCUAGACUUAUUGCCCACCAUCAAAUGGCUAGGCUUUUUCACUCCAUCAUAUGGCUAGACUUAUUGCACCAUCAUAGGGCUAGACUUAUUGCCCACCAUCAUAUGGCUAGACUUAUUGCCGACCAUCAUAGGGCUAGACUUGUUUCCCACCAUCAUAUGGCCAGACUUAUUGCCCACCAUCAUAUGGCCAGACUUAUUGCCCACCAUCAUAUGGCCAGGCUUAUUGCCCACCAUCAUAGGACUAGACUUAUUGCCCACUAUCAUAGGGCUAGGCUUAUUUCCCACUAUCAUAUGGCUAGGCUUAUUGCCCACCAUCAUAGGACUUGACUUAUUGCCCACUAUCAUAUAGCUAAGCUUAUUUCCCACCAUCAUAGGACUAGACUUAUUGCCCACUAUCAUAGGGCUAGGCUUAUUUCCCACUAUCAUAUGGCUAGGCUUAUUGCCCACCAUCAUAGGACUAGACUUAUUCCCACUAUCAUAUGUCCAGGCUUAUUUCCCACUAUCAUAUGGCUAGGCUUAUUGCCCACCAUCAUAGGACUAGACUUAUUGCCCACUAUCAUAGGGCUAGACUUAUUGCCCACCAUCAUAUGGCUAGGCUUAUUGCCCACCAUCAUAGGACUAGACUUAUUGCCCACCAUCAUAGGGCUAGACUUAUUGCCCACCAUCAUAGGGCUAGACUUAUUUCCCACCAUCAUAUGGCCAGACUUAUUGCCCACCAUCAUAUGGCUAGACUUAUUUCCCACCAUCAUAGGACUAGACUUAUUGCCCACUAUCAUAGGGCUAGGCUUAUUUCCCACUAUCAUAUGGCUAGGCUUAUUGCCCACCAUCAUAGGACUAGACUUAUUGCCCACUAUCAUAUGGCUAGGCUUAUUGCCCACCAUCAUAGGACUAGACUUAUUGCCCACCAUCAUAGGGCUAGACUUAUUGCCCACCAUCAUAGGGCUAGACUUAUUGCCCACUAUCAUAUGGCUAGGCUUAUUGCCCACCAUCAUAGGACUAGACUUAUUGCACACCAUCAUAGGGCUAGACUUAUUGCCCACCAUCAUAGGGCUAGACUUAUUUCCCACCAUCAUAUGGCCAGACUUAUUGCCCACCAUCAUAUGGCUAGACUUAUUUCCCACCAUCAUAGGACUAGACUUAUUGCCCACUAUCAUAGGGCUAGGCUUAUUUCCCACUAUCAUAUGGCUAGGCUUAUUGCCCACCAUCAUAGGACUAGACUUAUUGCCCACUAUCAUAUGGCUAGGCUUAUUGCCCACCAUCAUAGGACUAGACUUAUUCCCACUAUCAUAUGUCCAGGCUUAUUUCCCACUAUCUUAUGGCUAGGCUUAUUGCCCACCAUCAUAGGACUAGACUUAUUGCCCACCAUCAUAUGGCUAGACUUAUUUCCAACCAUCAUAGGGCUUGACUUAUUGCCCACUAUCAUAUGGCCAGGCUUAUUGCCCACUAUCAUAUGGCUAGGCUUAUUGCCCACCAUCAUAGGACUAGACUUAUUGCCCACCAUCAUAUGGCUAGACUUAUUUCCCACCAUCAUAGGGCUUGACUUAUUGCCCACUAUCAUAUGGCCAGGCUUAUUGCCCACUAUCAUAUGGCCAGGCUGACUUCUCACCAUCACCCUCCUCCCCCCGCCCCCCCCCCACCUUUCAUACGUACAUAUUUUUCUUUAAUUUGUAUCUCCGUCUGCAGUUUUUUAGUCGGUCACUAAUGUUCUUUACAUGAAUGCAUUUAAUGCACUAAUUUCUUACCUACCAGCCUGUUGGGUUGACAAGGACGUAACUGACUGUGGGAAUGGGGAUAAGUGCCCCUUGACAUUCAUACUUUUCAAUUGCCUCCUGACUUUUAACCGGGGGUCAUUCCAAUUUUAGAAGUGUCUUGAUUUCACACCUCGUCUGAAUAUGAGAAGGUCUAGUUAAAUGGUUUAACAACAUAUUGUAAUGAUUACCACGGUGUGUACAAGAAAUACUUGGUUGUGGUGUGAUGAGCUGGGCGUACAGCAGUGGAUGUGUUACAGCAGUACACAUUUUAUGAAUUAGAUGUACACAUUGAUGGAUUAGAUGUACACAUUGAUGGGUUAGAUGUACACAUUGAUGGGUUAGAUGUACACAUUGAUGGGUUUGAUGUACACAUUGAUGGGUUAGAUGUACACAUUAAUGGAUUAUAUGUACACAUUGAUGGAUUAGAUGUACACAUUGAUGGAUUAGAUGUGCACAUUGAUUAUAGACGUACUACAAACACAUGUCAUGUUAUCAACAUCCUGUCUAUGAUCACCCCUCUACGCCCUUUCUUUAACCACUUGAGUCUCUCCCACCCCCCCUUCCCCGCCAGAAAAAAACAACAAAAAAAAAAACACCCAACUCUCUCAACAAAACAACAAUGUCAACUCUCAACAAAACAACAAUGUCAACUCUCAACAAAACAACAAUGUCAACUCUCUCAACAAAACAACAAUGUCAACUCUCUCAACAAAACAACAAUGUCAACUCUCUCAACAAAACAACAAUGUCAACUCUCCUAACAAAACAACAAUGUCAACUCUCUCAACAAAACAACAAUGUCAACUCUCUCAACAAAACAACAAUGUCAACUCUCUCAACAAAACAACAAUGUCAACUCUCUCAACAAAACAACAAUGUCAACUCUCCUAACAAAACAACAAUGUCAACUCUCUCAACAAAACAACAAUGUCAACUCUCUCAACAAAACAACAAUGUCAACUCUCUCAACAAAACAACAAUGUCAACUCUCUCAACAAAACAACAAUGUCAACUCUCUCAACAAAACAACAAUGCCAACUCUCCUAACAAAACAAUAAUGCCAACUCUCUCUACAAAACAACUAUGUCAACUCUCCCGACACCUUGCCGUUCUGUAACUCGGUGAGCACAGUUUUGUUUACGCUGAGACCAUCUCACCAGCAAAAACUAACCCAAUAGUCGUUGUUAUGUUUAAAACACUUGAAUCUUGGAUUCAGCUUCCAAAUAUAGCUGGACACAGUCAUUUCUCAACGAAGAGCUGAAACCAGCCAAAGUGCUGAAUAAGCCUAGGUGUGGAAGAUACCAGCUUCAUAGCUGAAUAAGACAGCUGUGUAUAAGAUACCAGCUUCAUAGCUGAAUAAGACAGCAGUGUAUAUGAUACCACCUUCAUAGCUGAAUAAGACAGCUGGGUAUAAGAUGCCAGUUUCAUAGCUGAAUAAGAGAGCUGUGUAUAAGAUACCAGCUUCAUAGCUGAAUAAGACAGCUGUGUAUAAGAUACCAGCUUCAUAGCUGAAUAAGACAGCAGUGUAUAUGAUACCAGCUUCAUAGCUGAAUAAGACAGCUGUGUAUAAGAUACCAGCUUCAUAGCUGAAUAAGACAGCUGUGUAUAAGAUGCCAGCUUCAUAGCUGAAUAAGACAGCUGUGUAUAAGAUACCAGCUUCAUAGCUGAAUAAGACAGCUGUGUAUAAGAUACCAACUUCAUAGCUGAAUAAGACAGCUGUGUGUAAGAUACCAGCUUCAUAUCUGAAUAAGACAGCUGUGUGUAAGAUACCAGCUUCAUAGCUGAAUAAGACAGCUGUGUAUAAGAUACCAGCUUCAUAGCUGAAUAAGACAGCUGUGUGUAAGAUACCACAUUCAUAGCUGAAUAAGACAGCUGUGUAUAAGAUACCAGCUUCAUAGCUGAAUAAGACAGCUGUGUAUAAGAUACCAGCUUCAUAGCUGAAUAAGACAGCUGUGUAUAAGAUACCAGCUUCAUAGCUGAAUAAGACAGCUAUGUGUAAGAUACCAGCUUCAUAGCUGAAUAAGACAGCUGUGUAAAAGAUACCAGCUUCAUAGCUGAAUAAGACAGCUGUGUAUAAGAUACCAGCUUCAUAGCUGAAUAAGACAGCUGUGUAUAAGAUACCAGCUUCAUAGCUGAAUAAGACUGCAGUGUAAAUGUAUUAAAUGGCCAGAAACUUUGCACAUAAACUACGAUUGGUAAACAACACCUAGAGCAGGCCGUCUUGCUGAGCUAGCGGUUUCCACUCACCUGCCAAAUGCCAGAACUGACCUUGACAUUUCUAUAAGCCGGUGGAUUCGGCGCAGAUUUCUAGAUGAUCGUUUUACGUUCAUGUUCUCUGAACAGAAGCAAAGACGUCAAGAUUUUUGACCAGCUUUUGUGGUCAGCACGCGGUGUUCCCACUUCCGGCACCGUUUGUUAGCACUCAGAAGAUCAUGGAAUGUUGAGUGGUUCUUUGAUUGUGUUGGAAUGGUGUCUGUUGGUGACGAGUACUCUCUAACCCAUUGCCCCUGUUGGUGAAGAGCGCUCUCUGACCCAUUGCCCCUGUUGGUGACAAGUACUCUCUGACCCAUUGCCCCUGUUGGUGACGAGUACUCUCUGACCUAUUAGAACAUUCUUUAUAAUGGAAUGUUGAGUGUUUUUUGGUUGUGUUGGAAUAGUAUCUGUUGGUGACGAGUACUCUCUGACCCAUUGCCCCAUUAGAACAUUCUUUAUAAUGGAAUGUUGAGGGGUUUUUGAUUGUGUUGGAAUGGUAUCUGUUGGUUUCGAGUACUCUCUGACCCAUUGCCCCUGUUGGUGACGACUACUCUCUGACCCAUUGCCCCUGUUGGUGACGACUACUCUCUGACACAUUGCCCCAUUAGAAUCUUAUUUUCGUCCCGACAAAGCCAGGCGCCUUUUUCUGAUUAAAAAAGGUGGUUCUCAAACUGGUUCCGCCUAACGAAAGAUAUAAAGCUAUGCUACCGAGCAGUGCGCCGGGCGCCUUUCAAAUGGAAGAAGGAUACCGAAAAAAAAAAAAUCAAGAAUCAUGUUGAGAAGCUUUGACCAGUCCCUCUCCUCCCCCGUCUAGUGUAAGACUUCUGCUGGAAAGCCAGGAAUGGAACAAUGAAAACAUGGCUUCUCAAUGACAAGGGCUGCUACAAAUACUUUAGGAUGCCCUGUGCUUUAAUUGUUGGAAUUGUCAAAUGUUGCCUUGGUUAAAAUAUGUAUUUAUGUGCUGAAAUAUGUAUUUAUUUAUGUGCUGAAGUAUGUAUUUAUUUAUGUGCUGAAAACGAAAAUGUACAUUGUAAUAAAAGACAACAAAUGACAUAUAUUUUCUACAAUAACCAGUCAUGUCAUAUGACAACAAAUGACAUGUAUUUUCGACACUAACCAGUCUUGCCAUAUGACAACAAAAGACUUGGGUGUCCUACACUAAUCAGUCUUGUCAUAUGACAAGAAAAGACUUGGAUGUCCUACACUAACCAAUCUUGUCAUAUGACAAGAAAAGACUUGGAUGAUCUGCACUAAUCAAUCGUGUCAUAUGACAAGAAAAGACUUGGAUGUCCUGCACUAAUCAAUCUUGUGGAGCUCACAUUAACUUGAUGACUCUACAGGACGUCUCUACCAUAAAGAGACGUUGGUUCUUGAUUUAGUUGUUUGAAGACCUCUAUCAUGGAACUAAAUCUAGCACAUGACUUGGGAUAUCAUGGGACUUUUGUCGCGCCUACACUAACAUACAUGGAUGGACAGCUAGAACAUUAUGUGGACUGGCCGGACAUUAUGUGGACUGGCCGGACAUUAUGUGGACUGGCCGGACAUUAUGUGGACUGGCCGGACAUUAUGUGGACCGGCCUUACAUUAUGUGGACUGAUCGGACAUAAUGUGGACCGGCUUUAUAGUAUGUGGACUGGCCUACAUUAUGUGGACUGGUCGGACAUAAUGAGGACUGGCCUUAUAUUAUGCAUACUGGCCUACAUUAUGUGGACUGGUCGGAAAUAAUGUGGGCUGGCCAAAGAAUAUGUGGACUGGCCGGACAUUAUGUGGACUGGCCGGACAUUAUGUAGACUGGUCGGACAUAAUGUGUUCUGGACGGAGAUUAUGUGGACUGGUCGGACAUUAUGCAGACUGGCCGGACAUUAUGUGGACUGGCCGGACAUUAUGUGGACUGGCCGGACAUUAUGUGGACUGGCCGGACAUUAUGUGGAGAAUAUGUGGACUGGGCGGACAUUAUGUGGAGUGGGCGGACAUUAUGUAGGCUGGGCGGACAUAAUGUGGGCUGGGCGGAGAUUAUGUGGACUGGGCGGACAUUAUGCAGACUGGCCGGACAUUAUGUGGACUGGCCGGACAUUAUGUGGACUGGCCGGACAUUAUGUGGACUGGCCGGACAUUAUGUGGACUGGUCGGACGUAAUGUGUUCUGGACGGAGAUUAUGUGGACUGGUCGGACAUUAUGUAGACUGGCCGGACAUUAUGUGGACUCUCCGAAAAGUAUUUGGACUGGUGGUCCUUUUUGACCAAGAGAAUCGAGCGUAACAGAUGAGUCAUUUCCAGAGAAUAGAGGAGGGGGACGAUUUCUCUGUGGUUUGUUUGGUGAGGGUGCUCCGUGAACAUGUUAGGAACCACUGUCUAAUAGUUGUAAUGUGGCGGAGAAAGCUGAUACUGAGGUUCAUACACGUGUUGGAAGGGAUGGGAAGCAAGUCCAUUUGUGUAAACAAACAGUUAUUCGGUCAACAAUUCCUGACUGAUUUUUUUCCCCUUGAGGCUAAACCCGAUUCCUUUAGAAGUGCUUGACAUUUAGAUGUUUAUCUGUCUGAUUGCUGUAACGAGGUAUUCGUUCUUAGCGAUUACUCUAACAAGGUUAUUUGCCGUACUCGAUUGCUUUGACGAGACAUUGGCUGGCAUCUUUGCUUCAAUGCGACAUUGAUUGGUAUGGUUGCUUUAAUGAGACAUUGGUUGGUAUGGUUGCUUUAAUUAGACAUUGGUUGGUAUCGUUGCUUUAAUGAGACAUUGGUUGGUAUCGUUGCUUUAAUGAGACAUUGGUUGGUAUGGUUGCUUUAAUUAGACAUUGGUUGGUAUCGUUGCUUUAAUGAGACAUUGGUUGGUAUCGUUGCUUUAAUGAGACAUUGGUUGGUAUCGUUGCUUUAAUGAGUCAUUGGUUGGUAUCGUGUCUAUAACGAGACAUUGCUUGUUAUCGUUGCUUUAAUGAGACAUUUGUUGGUAUCGUUACUUCAAUUAGAAAUUGUUCGGUAUCGAUUCUUUAACGCGACAUUGGUUGUUAACGUUGCUUAAAUGAGAUAUUGGUUGGUAUUGUUGUUUAAGGAGACAUUGGCUUUAACGAGAACCCAGACCAGCUGCUGAGGUGGCUGCCUUGGGACCUAGCAGAAUUGAUGGCUGCAGUCGAACUUGUUUUCGGCCGAGGAUGUGGUCACUAUUUUGGACAAAGAUGUGGUCACUAUUUUGGCCAUGGAUGUGGUCACUAUUUUGGCCAAGGAUGUGGUCAGUAUUUUGGCCAAGGAUGUGGUAACUAUUUUGGCCAAGGAUGUGGUCAAUAUUUUGCCAAGUAUGGUCACUAUUUUAGCCAAGAAUGUGGUCACUAUUUUGGCCAUGGAUGUGGUCACUAUUUUGGCCAAGAAUGUGGUCACUAUUCUGGCCAAAUAUGUGGUCACUAUUUUGGCCAAAGUUGUGGUCACUAUUUUGGCAAAGGAUGGUCACUAUUUUGGCCAUGGAUGUGGUCACUAUUUUGGCCAUGGAUGUGGUCACUAUUUUGGCCAAGGAUGUGUUCACUAUUUUUGCCAAAGAUGUGGUCACUAUUUUGGCAAAGGAUGGUCACUAUUUUGGCCAUGGAUGUGGUCACUAUUUUGGCCAAGUAUGUGGUCACUAUUUUGGCAAAGGAUGGUCACUAUUUUAGCCAAGAAUGUGGUCACUAUUUUGGCCAAGGAUGUGGUAACUAUUUUUGCCAAGGGCGUGGUUCCUGUUUUGGCCAAGGGUGUGGUCACUAUUUUGGCCAAGGAUGUUCGCUAUUUUGGUCAAGAUUGUGGUCACUAUUUUGGCCAAGGAUGUGGUCAAUAUUUUGCCAAGUAUGGUCACUAUUUUAGCCAAGAAUGCGGCCACUAUUUUGACCAUGGAUGUGGUCACUAUUUUGGCCAAGGAUGUGGUCACUAUUUUGGCCAAAGAUGUGGUCACUAUUUUUGCCAAAGAUGUGGUCACUAUUUUGGCAAAGGAUGGUCACUAUUUUGGCCAUGGAUGUGGUCACUAUUUUGGCCAAGUAUGUGGUCAAUAUUUUGGCCAAAGAUUUGGUCACUAUUUUGGCAAAGGAUGGUCCCUAUUUUAGCCAAGAAUGUGGUCACUAUUUUGGCCAAGGAUGUGGUAACUAUUUUUGCCAAGGGCGUGGUCACUGUUUUGGCCAAGGGCGUGGUCACUAUUUUGGCCAAGGAUGUUCGCUAUUUUGGUCAAGAAUGUGGUCACUAUUUUGGCCAAGGUUGUGUUCACUAUUUAGGCCAAGGGCGUAGUCACUAUUUUAGCUAAUGGCGUGGUCACUAUUUUGGCCAAGGAUGUGAUCAAUAUUUUGGCCACUGUCAGGAGCAUGAAGACAAUCCCCAACUUUCAAGCCACACUGUAUAGAGCAGAAUGACAAUACCCAACUUUUUUAGCGACACCGCCUAGAGUAGAAUGAGAAUACCCAACUUUUCUAGCCACACUGCCUUUAGCAGAAUGACAAUACCUAACUUUUCUAGCCACACUGCCUAGAGUAGAAUGACAAUACCUAACUGUUCUAGCCACACUGCCUAGAGUAGAAUGACAAUACCCAACUUUUCUAGCCAUACUGCCUGGAGCAGAAUGACAUUACCCAACUUUUUUAGCCACACUGCCUGGAGCAGAAAGACAAUACCCAACUUUUCAAGCCACACUGCCUCUAGCAGAAUGACAAUACCCAUUUUUUCUAGCAACACUGCCUCUAGCAGAAUGACAAUACCCAACUUUUCUAGCCACACUGCCUCUAGCAGAAUGACAAUACCCAUUUUUUCUAGCGACACCGCCUAUAGUAGAAUGAGAAUACCCAACUUUUCUAGCCACACUGCCUUUAGCAGAAUGACAAUACCUAACUUUUCUAGCCACACUGCCUAGAGUAGAAUGACAAUACCCAACUUUUUUACCCACACUGCCUCUAGCAGAAUGACAAUACCCAACUUUCAAGCCGUACUGCCUGGAGCAGAAUGACAAUACCCAACUUUUCUAGCCACACUGCCUCUAGCAGAAUGACAAUACCCAACUUUUCUAGCCACACUGCCUCUAGCAGAAUGACAAUACCCAACUUUCAAGCCGUACUGCCUUGAGCAGAAUGACAAUACCCAACUUUUCUAGCCACACUAGACAGCUGUUGGAUAGGAUUCCUAUCUUUGAUCACAGGUGUGAAAGUUGGACCAGUGCUAAACAAGACUGCUCUUUGAUGGGAUCCCAAUCUUUGAUCUGCUAUUCUGCCCGGCUUUACAAUGAUGAAACUGUGCAUUUGAUUGGUGCAUUUGAUUGGUGCAUUUGAUUGGUGCAUUAGAUCGGUGCAUUUGAUCGGUGCCGUUUUCUUUUGUGACGGCGUGCAUUGUUUACUCCUUGGAACUUGUUGUUAUUUUGUAAAUUUGGCUGCAGAUGACGUCAGUUUGGGUGGGCUGGGACGGGGGCGGCCCGGAGGUGUUACGUAACAGGGGCGUGGUUCGCUGUACUUGAUCUCACGCAGAGCUCCGUUUAUUUUCCCAUCCGUCUCAUUGUGAUGAACGUUGACCUCGCUGUCGGAUUGUUCUUUUUGUUUUCACAACUGUGUUUUCUUUUCCUCGCCGGCACACAACAUCUUAUCGGAUGCCAUCCUGUGAUUCUGUAAAGUGCACAAGACAACACGUCUCCACAACAACAGUGUCAAUUUUCACACCUAGUUUUUUUUUGGGGUGGGGGGGGGAUUUCCGUUAAAUCUUGAAAAAAUAUAAUAAAUCUCAUGGAAGCCAUACGCAAGUCCUGACAUAGCCCAUCAAACACACAUCUCACCGGUCUACACAUAGCCCAUCAAACACACAUCUCACAGGUUUUGGCAUAGCUCAUCAAACACACAUCUCACCGGUCAACACAAAGCCCAUCAAACACAUAUCUCACCGGUCUACACAUAGCCCAUCAAACACACAUCUCACAGGUUUUGGCAUAGGCCAUCAAAUACGCAUCUCACCAGUCUACAAAUAGACCAUCAAACACACAUCUCACCAGUCUACAAAUAGACCAUCAAACACACAUCUCACCAGUCCACACAUAGCCCAUCAAACACACAUCUCACCAGUCCACACAUAGCCCAUCAAACACACAUCUCACCGGUCCACACAUAGCCCAUCAAACACACAUCUCACCAGUCCACACAUAGACUAUCAAACACACAUCUCACCAGUCCACACAUAGACCAUCAAACACACAUCUCACCAGUCCACACAUAGACCAUCAAAAUCACAUCUCACCAGUCCACACAUAGCCCAUCAAACACACAUCUCACCAAUCCACACAUAGACCUUCAAACACACAUCUCACCAGUCCACACAUAGACCUUCAAACACACAUCUCACCAGUCCACACAUAGCCCAUCAAACACACAUCUCACCAGUCCACACAUAGACCAUCAAACACACAUCUCACCAGUCCACACAUAGCCCAUCAAACACACAUCUCACCAGUCCACACAUAGCCCAUCAAACACACAUCUCACCAGUCCACACAUAGCCCAUCAAACACACAUCUCACCAGUCCACACAUAGCCCAUCAAACACACAUCUCACCAGUCCACACAUAGCCCAUCAAACACACAUCUCACCAGUCCACACAUAGCCCAUCAAACACACAUCUCACCAGUCCACACAUAGACCUUCAAACACACAACUCACCAGUCCACACAUAGACCUUCAAACACACAUCUGACCAGUCCACACAUAGCCCAUCAAACACACAUCUCACCAGUCCACACAUACACCAUCAAACACACAUUCACCAGUCCACACAUAGACCAUCAAACACACAUCUCACCAGUCCACACAUAGACCAUCAAACACACAUUUCACCAGUCCACACAUAACCCAUCAAAUACACAUCUCACCAGUCCACACAUAGCCCAUCAAACACACAUCUCACCAGUCCACACAUAGCCCAUCAAAAAAACAUCUCACCAGUCCACACAUAGCCCAUCAAACACACAUCUCACCAGUCCACACAUAGCCCAUCAAACACACAUCUCACCGGCCUACACAUAGCCCAUCAAACACACAUCUCACCAGUCCACACAUAGCCCAUCAAACACACAUCUCACCAGUCCACACAUAGCGCAUCAAACACACAUCUCACCAGUCCACACAUAGCGCAUCAAACACACAUCUCACCAAUCCACACUCACUCAUCCAAGUAGUACACACUCACUCACCCAAGUAUUACACGCACACUGACCCAAGUAGUACAUACUCUCUCACCCAAGUAGUACACACCCACGUAGUACACACUCACUCACCUAAGUAGUGCACUCUCACUCACACAAGUAGUACACACUCACCCAAGUUGUACACACUCACACAAGUAGUACACACUCACCCAAGUAGUACAUACAAACUCAAGUAGUACACUCUGACUCACCCAAGUAGCACAUUCACAAGUAGUACACACACCCAAAUACUACAGUUACCCAAGUAGUACAUUCAUACACCCAAGAACUACACACUCAGCCAAGUAGAGCACACACACACUCACGCAAGUAGAACACACACGAACGCUCAACUAUGUAGUACAUACACUCAUACACACACAAGUAGUACACACCCACGUCGGGAUUUUCCGUUGUGAAAUUUUUCCUGCGCUGAGUGGAUGAGUCAAAUAUGUCAUGUCAAGCUGAUGUUUUCUUUAUAUGUCUGUGCAAUGUAAUAAUCUAACUUGACCCUGACUUGCAGGCAUGUUGAGGAUUGCUGCCCUUGAUUUGUCGACUGUAAUAUUUUUGAUGGGUCGGUAAAGGAACAUCGUGUGUAUAAACUCUAUAGUCUGAACUAGGAAUUUUCCUCUAGAUAACAUGUAUUUAAUAGAGUAUUAGUUCAAAGGGAUUGUAAAUAUGAAUAUAACAAUUUUAUCGUGCCAGCCCACCCAAAAGUAAAUCCAACAUUGAUAACAAUAAUUAUAAUCCGUCCAGAAACUGAUCAAUUAAAAAAACAAAAAUAACAAAAUAAUUAUUAUUAAGUGUUUAAAUAUAGUUCUUAUUGUAGCACUUGUGGUAGGUCUUAUUGCAUGACUUGUGGUAGGUCUUAUGGUAGAUCUUAUGGUAGAUCUUAUGGUAGGACUUGUGGGUGGUCUUAUGGUAGGACUUGUUGUAGGUCUUACGGUAGGACUUUUUGUGGGUCUUACGGUAGGACUUGCGGUGGGUCUUACGGUAGGACUUGUGGCAAGUCUUAUGGUAGGUCCGCUGCCCAUAUAAGUGUAGGUGCAGUUGUGAUGUAAGAAUACCACACAUGUGAGGCACAUGUAAGUAAGUUUGAAGGCUUCACGACACUUUGCUUACAGAGCAUCCUGUCUUUAAACGUGACUUUGCUUACAGAGCAUCCUGUCUUGAAACUGGACUUUGCUUACAGAGCAUCAUGUCUUGAAACGAGACUUUGCUUACAGAGCAUCCUAUCUUAGAACAAUACUUUGCUUACAGAGCAUCCUGUUUUCAAUUGAGUCUUUGCUUACAGAACAUUCUAUCUUGAAACGAGACUUUGCUUACAGAGCAUACUGUCUUGAAACGAGACUUUGCUCGCAGAGCAUCCCGUCUUGAAACGAGAUUUUGCUCGCAGAGCAUCCUGUCUUGAAACAAGACUUUGCUCGCAGAGCAUCCUGUCAUAAAACUUGAUCUUUUCGAAACAUUGCGUGUUUCAUUUUACUGGAUGUUUUACAAUUUUAUUUUUUAAACUUAAGUUACAGAUAUCUUUCAGCUGUGGUCAAUUCCUCAUUCAUUUUUUCGUUUUCUUGUCAUUUUAAAGUUCAAUGCCCUUCCGGCAUUUUUUGUUCCCUGUUUGUUACUUGGUUCCCCAGGAAGCAGGAAAUGGCUUAGUCCGGGGUUGUUCCCUGUUUGUUCCUUGGUUCCCCAGGAAGCAGGAAAUGACUUAGUCCGGGGUUGUUCCCUGUUUGUUUUUUGGUUCCCCAGGAAGCAGGAAAUGACUUAGUCCGGGGUUGUUCCCUGUAUGUUCCUUGGUUCCCAAUGAAGCAGGAAAUGACUUAGUCCGGGGUUGUUCCCAGUAUGUUUCUUGGUUCCCAAUGAAGCAGGAAAUGACUUAGUCCGGGGUUGUUCCCUGUUUGUUCCUUGAUUUCCCAUGAAGCAGGAAAUGGCUUAGACGGGGUUGUUCCCUGUUUGUUCCUUGGUUCCCCAUGAAGCAGGAAAUGGCUUAGACGGGGUUGUUCCCUGUUUGUUCCUUGGUUCCCCAUGAAGCAGGAAAUGGCUUAGUCCGGGGUUGUUCCCUGUUUGUUCCUUGGUUCCCAAUGAAGCAGGAAAUGGCUUAGUCCGGGGUUGUUCCCUGUUUGUUCCUUGGUUCCCCAUGAAGCAAGAAAUGGCUUAGUUCGGGGUUGUUUUUUGUUGUUGUUAUUUUUACAUGCUUUUGUUCGUAACAAAAAAAAUAACGAUAAAAGCUUUUGAAGUCUCCACUUUGAGAACCGUUCAGGGGUUUGCAAAUGGGGUAGGUUUGAAUUGCCACUCACGUUAUGGUCUGUCAUUAUUUCCCUCUCAUUAACAUUCCUGUCAUCAUUUCCCACUCCCAAUUCUGUCAUCAUUUCCCACUCCCACUUCUGACAUUAUUUCCCUCUCAUUCACAAUCCUGAAAUCAUUUCCUACUCAUUCACAAUCCUUACAUUUCUUACUCAUUCACAAUGCUGACAUUUCCUUCUCAUUCACAAUCCUGACAUUGCCUACUCAUUCACAAUACUGACAUUUCCUACUCAUUCACAAUCCUGACAUUUCCAACUCAUUCACAAUCCUGACAUUUCCUACUCAUUCACAAUCCUGACAAUUCCAACUCAUUCACAAUCCUGACAUUUCCUACUCAUUCACAAUCCUGACAUUUCCUACUCAUUCAAAAUCCUGACAUUUCCUACUCAUUCACAAUCCUGACAUUUCAUACUCAUUAACAGUUCUGACAUUUCAUACUCAUUCACAAUCCUGACAUUUCUUACUCAUUCACAAUCCUGACAUGUCUUACUCAUUCACAAUCCUGACAUUUCCUACUCAUUCACAAUCCUGACAUUUCUUACUCAUUUACAAUCCUGACAUUUCUUACUCAUUUACAAUCCUGACAUUUCUUACUCAUUCACAAUCCUGACAUUUCCUACUCAUUCACAAUCCUGACAUUUCCUACUCAUUCACAAUCCUGACAUUUCCUACUCAUUCACAAUCCUGACAUUUCUUACUCAUUCACAAUCCUGACAUUUCUUACUCAUUUACAAUCCUGACAUUUCUUACUCAUUCACAAUCCUGACAUUUCCUACUCAUUCACAAUCCUGACAUUUCCUACUCAUUCACAAUCCUGACAUUUCCUACUCAUUCACAAUCCUGACAUUUCUUACUCAUUCACAAUUCUGACAUUUCCUACUCAUUCACAAUCCUGACAUUUCCUACUCAUUCACAAUCCUGUCAUUAUUUUCCUCUCAUUAACAAUCCUGUCAUCAUUUCCUCCCCAUUUACAAUCCUGACAUUAUUUCCCACUCAUUUCAAGACAAUAUUUACCGUAACAUACUAAAAAAUGAAGUGCAUUUAUUAAAUAUUUUUGUGGUAUAAACUGAGAUGGAGAGAACAUCGGUCUAUCUUUCUGAGUGUGCUGGCAAGUGUCGUUUGUGUUACCGGCCUGAGUCUACAAUAAGGAUGCUAAACGAUAAUCAGAUUUCCGGUUAUUGCUUUCGAAACCGUUAAUAUGUUUUGAUUUUUACACAACGAUGAUUCAAUUAAAAAAAAAACAACAACUCAUUUAAAGUAUUUCUUUUUUGUAUUCCGUAAACGUUUAAUUAAAGUAAGAAGUGUUUUCAAACAAAACAGAUCGAGAAUCGAAUGGCUCAGAAGUCACGGGGCACAUCUGUUAUCAAUAUUAGUAGGCUACAGGAGUUCGCCAAAUAUGUUUCAACGGCCGCUUAUACUUUUCACAAAAGUUUGGUUUGCAUCGUAAAAACACAUGACCGGUUUUUUAAUUGAAUUCUUUAAACCGAUUACCGGUUUGCAAAAACAAAAAAACAACAACAACAAAAAAAAAACCAACGAUACUUAACAUGCGUAAUCUCUAAACGAGUCUUAGCUUUCUAACGAGACCCUCAAGAAAAUUUAGUUUCUAGAGUAUGGGGCCAAGACUUAAUUUUAAACCUGCACUCAGUGGCUCGGCGCCCCUUGAAAUCCCAUCUCUGCUCUAAAUUCACUUAAUUACUGGUUUUUGUAUCUGUAUUAACUUGUGCCAUCCUUCACCGGUAUAACUUUUAAAAUGUACUGGGAAAAAUUCACCACCAAAAAUAAGUGUUGCCCCCCCCCCUUUUUUAUAGAAAAACAUAACUGAAAAUCCAAAAGAAUAAACGUAUCUACUGGCAAAUAUUCUUAUACACAAGGAACUAGGUGAUUGACUCCAGAGUCGGUCGUUUGAUUUUUUCAGCUGUCUAGAAACUAGAUGAUUGACUCUAGAGUCGGUCGUCUGAUUUUUACAGCUGUCUAGAAACUAGAUGAUUGACUCUAGAGUCGGUCGUCUGAUUUUUACAGCUGUCUAGAAACUAGAUGAUUGACUCUAGAGUCGGUCUUCUGAUUUUUACAGCUGUCUAGAAACUAGAUGAUUGACUCUAGAGUCGGUCGUCUGAUUUUUACAGCUGUCUAGAAACUAGAUGAUUGACUCUAGAGUCGGUCGUCUGAUUUUUACAGCUGUCUAGAAACUAGAUGAUUGACUCUAGAGUCGGUCGUCUGAUUUUUACAGCUGUAUAGAAACUAGAUGAUUGACUUUAGAGUCGGUCGUCUGAUUUUUACAGCUGUCUAGAAACUAGAUGAUUGACUCUAGAGUCGGUCGUCUGAUUUUUCUACAGUUGAUUCAUUUGGGAAUGUUAUGACAGCAUUUUAAAUAUUGCACAACAAUCUAUAAAUGUGUUACAGACUUAAUACCAACGCCAAUUGACGCGUUACAGAUCCCAUAUCAACCUGUUGAUCACGUUAUCCCCCACAUAUCAACAUGUUGAUCAUGUUUCAGGCCACAUUAACCUGUUGAUCAUGUUACGCCCAACAUAUUAACAUGUUGAUCAUGUUACGCCCAACAUAUCAACAUGUUGAUCAUGUUUCAGGCAACAUCAACCUGUUGAUCAUGUUACGCCCCACAUAUCAACAUGUUGAUCAUGUUUCAGACACAUAUCAACCUGUUGAAUGCUUUACUGACCACAUAACAAACUGUUGAUCAUCUUACUGACCACGUAUCAACCUUUUGAUCAUCUUAUUGUUCACGUAUAAGCCUGUUGACUAUCUUACUGACCACGUAUCAACCUGUUGAUCAUAUUACUGACCACGUAUCAGCUUGUUGAAUUGUAGCAAAUCAAAGAUGCGCCUAUUGAUGACAUGAGCCGAGAUGUAGUUCAGCUCUUGUCUAAGUUUUAUGUAGAGAGCAAAUAGCGGAUCUAAAUAUAGUUUAUCUUUUGUGAUUAGCCCUGAUACUAACAAGGCCGUGGUUUGGUUGUUAUAAAGUUUGAUACUAACAAGACCGUGGUUUGGUUGUUAUAAAGUUUGAUACUAACAAGACCGUGGUUUGGUUGUUAUAAAGUUUGAUACUAACAAGGCCGUGGUUUGGUUGUUAUAAAGUUUGAUACUAACAAGACCGUGGUUUGGUUGUUAUAAAGUUUGAUACUAACAAGACCGUGGUUUGGUUGUUAUAAAGUUUGAUACUAACAAGGCCGUGGUUUGGUUGUUAUAAAGUUUGAUACUAACAAGACCGUGGUUUGGUUGUUAUAAAGUUUGAUACUAACAAGACCGUGGUUUGGUUGUUAUAAAGUUUGAUACUAACAAGACCGUGGUUUGGGGGUUAUGAAGCAGUAUAGCUGUUAAUGUUAUUUCCAAUUCUGUAGAGAUGAUUAAUUUUGCCGAAGUCACCUUGACCUUUUAAGUCAGUGUUGCAACCAAUAAAAUAUGCAACCAAUCCAAUGUGCAACCAAUCGAAUGUGCAACAAAUCGAAUGUGCAACCAAUUAAAUGUGCAACCAAUCAAAUCUGCAACCAAUCGAAUGUGCAACCAAUCCAAUGUGCAACCAAUCCAAUGUGCAACCAAUCCAAUGUGCAACCAAUCCAAUGUGCAACCAAUCAAAUGUGCAACCAAUCAAAUGUGCAACCAAUCGAAAGUGCAACCAAUCCAAUGUGCAACCAAUUGAAGUGAUUGGAACAAAUGCCAAGGGACCAACACUGGUUUCGUUGCUUGGAGUUAAUGGUUGUGUUCAAUUAACGGGGGCUGAGUCAGAUGGUUGUGUUCAAUUAACGGGGGCUGAGUCAGAUGGUUGUGUUCAAUUAACGGGGGCUGAGUGAGAUGGUUGUGUUCAAUUAACGGCGGCUGAGUGAGAUGGUUGUGUUCAAUUAACGGCGGCUGAGUGAGAUGGUUGUGUUCAAUUAACGUUGGCUGAUUGAGACGGUUGUGUUCAAUUAACGGGGGCUGAUUGAGAUGGUGUGUUCAAUUAACGUCGGCUGAUUGAGAUGGUUGUGUUCAAUUAACGUUGGCAUAAUCAGAUUGCUGGGGCGUUCAAUUACUUAAAAGGGGAGCAAACAGUUGCAAGGAUUUUUUUAAAAGCCACACCGGAUGUGAGGUCAUGCUGUAAUGGCUUUGGAUGAGUUUGUCUACGUUUGUACUUGAAUGCAUUUGGCUUUUAUGAUAGCUACAUGUGUACUUGAAUGCAUUUGGCUUUUAUGAUAGCUACAUGUGUACUUGAACGCGUUCAGCUUUUAUGAUAGCUACAUGUGUACUUGAAUGCAUUCAGCUUUUAUGAUAGCUACAUGUGUACUUGAAUGCAUUUGGCUUUUAUGAUAGCUACAUGUGUACUUGAACGCGUUCAGCUUUUAUGAUAGCUACAUGUGUACUUGAAUGCAUUUGGCUUUUAUGAAAGCUACAUGUGUACUUGAACGCGUUCAGCUUUUAUGAUAGCUACAUGUGUACUUGAAUGCAUUUGGCUUUUAUGAUAGCUACAUGUGUACUUGAACGCAUUCAGCUUUUAUGAUAGCUACAUGUGUACUUGAAUGCAUUCAGCUUUUAUGAUAGCUACAUGUGUACUUGAACGCGUUCAGCUUUUAUGAUAGCUACAUGUGUACUUGAAUGCAUUCAGCUUUUAUGAUAGCUACAUGUGUACUUGAACGCGUUCAGCUUUUAUGAUAGCUACAUUUGUACUUGAAUGCAUUCAGCUUUUAUGAUAGCUACAUUUGCACUUGAACAGUGGCUGUCAGACUGACAUAGAACAGCGGCUGCCAGACUGACAAAGAACAGCGGCUGUCAGGCUGACAUAGAACAGCGGCUGUCAGACUGACAUAGAACAGCGGCUGUCAGACUGACAUAGAACAGCGGUUGUCAGACUGACAUAGAACCGUGGCUGUCAGACUGACAUAGAACAGCGGUUGUCAGACUGACAUAGAACAGCGGUUGUCAGACUGACAUAGAACCGUGGCUGUCAGACUGACAUAGAACCGUGGCUGUCAGACUGACAUAGAACAGCGGUUGUCAGACUGACAUAGAACCGUGGCUGAUCAGACUGACAUAGAACCGUGGCUGUCAGACUGACAUAGAACCGUGGCUAUCAGACUGACAUAGAACCGUGGCUGUCAGACUGACAUAGAACAGCGGCUGUCAGACUGACAUAGAACCGUGGCUAUCAGACUGACAUAGAACCGUGGCUAUCAGACUGACAUAGAACCGUGGCUAUCAGACUGACAUAGAACCGUGGCUGUCAGACUGACAUAGAACCGUGGCUGUCAGACUGACAUAGAACAGCGGCUGUCAGACUGACAUAGAACCGUGGCUAUCAGACUGACAUAGAACCGUGGCUAUCAGACUGACAUAGAAAAUCGGCUGUAAGACAUGACAUGUUAUGUAGUCCCGCGUAAAGAUAUUUGCUGAAUGGUUGUACACACAAAGGUGACCAAAAAAACUAAUCAUUAACGUCUUUCAAUAUGGCACCAUUCAUUUGAGGAACCAUUUGACACAAGUCAUGGGGGAACAAUUCAAACAAUAACAUAAUCAUGGGGAACAACUCAAUAAAUACUUCUUCUUAAUUUAUUCGACCAACAGUAAAUAAAUGAAAAUACUAAAAAUAAAAAUGUUGAAAUAAAUCUGUAGGCUCAUUUUUAAUCACCUGGGUGCUUUAAUGGACAAUAUCCUAGAACCAGUGCAUCCCCCUCAGUAAAUGACCUGGGUGCUUUAAUGGACGAUAUCCUAGAACCGGUGCAUCCCCUCAGUAAAUGACCAGGGUGCUUUAAUGGACGAUAUCCUAGAACCAGUGCAUCCCCUCAGUAAAUGACCAGGGUGCUUUAAUGGACGAUAUCCUAGAACCGGUGCAUCCCCUCAGUAAAUGACCAGGGUGCUUUAAUGGACGAUAUCCUAGAACCGGUGCAUUACCUCAGUAAAUGACCAGGGUGCGUUAAUGGAGGAUAUCCUAGAACCGGUGCAUCACCUCAGUAAAUGACCAGGGUGCUUUAAUGGAUGAUAUCCUAGAACCGGUGCAUCCCCUCAGUAAAUGACCAGGGUGCUUUAAUGGACGAUAUCCUAGAACCGGUGCAUUACCUCAGUAAAUGACCAGGAUGCGUUAAUGGAGGAUAUCCUAGAACCGGUGCAUCACCUCAGUAAAUGACCAGGGUGCUUUAAUGGACGAUAUCCUAGAACCGGUGCAUCACCUCAGUAAAUGACCAGGGUGCUUUAAUGGACGAUAUCCUAGAACCGGUGCAUCCGUUCUAACCUAGAUAUCCUCACCACAGUUCAACAGAUUGGUUAAUGUGCUCCGGUAGUGUUGCCGUAACCUUUCCCGUGGCGCGUCAGACCCUGAUGGUCUAGGUCAGACACGCAGAUGCCAUCAAAAUAUUAGCAUUGUACGCUACAGCCGGACAUUGCCGUUGAAUAAUCUCAGCACUUAGUGUCUUUGUUGAUGUCUUUUGUUUGGUUAUAAGUUGAAUAAAACAUUAACAUGGAAUAAAUUGUCUGUCUUUACUUUUAUUUCUUUUUUUUUUCUAUCUAUCCUCUUGCUAACUAUUUUUCUUUCUUGUUUUAUCUUUCUAUCUUUCUUUACAUUUUUCUUCCUUACUCUCUUUCUUUUCUUCUAUCCAUCUUACUGCUUUCCAAUUUUCUUUUUUCUUUUUUUGCUUUCUUUUUUUCUAUAUUUAUUUCUCCAUUCUUACUUACUAUCUUUCUUUCUUUACAUUUGUAUUUCUUUCUUCCUUACUCUCUUUAUUUCUUUCCAUCUUUCUUUCUUUCUUUCUUUUUUUCUUUCUUUCUUUCUUUCUUUCUUUCUUUCUUUCUUUCUUUCCAUCGUAUAUCUUCAUUUCUUUCCCUUGGUCUAUCUUUCUUUUUUCAAUCCUUCUAUCUUUCUUUUUUCAAUCCUUCUAUCUUUCUUUUUUCUUUUUCCUUUCUUUCAUUCCUUCUUCCCAUCUUUCUAUCUCUCUUCCGUUCUAACUUAAUUUUUUUCUGUCCCAGUUUCCUUCCAUAUUUAUGUCUUUCUUUCCAUCUUUCUCUCUCUCUCUCUUUAUAUCUUUCUUUCUUUCUUAAUGGUCUUGAAAUGUCUUUGAAAGCCAAGACAUCAGCCUACCAAGAGAUUCCAAAGAAAACUUAAAUAUCCUGCAGUAAGAGAAAAUUUAAAAAAUGAAGAAAAAAAAUUAUAAACAAAGGGGAAAAACCCAGCAAUAAUUUAAAAGACUCAGCAAUAAUAUUCUAGGGUGGGGGGUGGGGGGAAUGAACCUGAGUAUACAUGUACUAGUCUGGUGAGCAACGAGGGUCAAGUACACAUGUAGGCCUACUAGUAACAUGAAUAGAGAGGGGCAGAUGACCGUGUACACAUGUAUCAGUCAGGUGAGCAACGAGAGUCACGUACACAUGUAUCAGUCAGGUGAGCCACGACGGUCAUGUACACAUGUACUUUUCAGAUGAAUAGAGAGGGUGGGAUGACCAUGUACACAUGUAUCAGUCAGGUGAGCAUCGAGGGUGGGAUGACCAUGUGCACAUGUAUCAGUCAGGUGAGCAACAAGGGCGGGAUGACCAUGUACACAUAUAUCAGUUAAGCAGUGAGGGUGGGAUGACUGUGUACACCUGCAUCAAUUGAGCAGCGAGGGUGGGAUGACUGUGUACACCUGCAUCAAUUGAGCAUCGAGGGUGGGAUGACCGUGUACACCUGCAUCAAUUGAGCAGUAGGGUGGGAUGAUAUUAAAGGAGCUAGGUUCUUAAUGACAUGAUGAUGAAUGCCAUCUAAAGGAAGUCAGGUCGGUCGGUGGCUUCAGUGAGAUGAUUGGUGGGUGACUUCAGCAAGAUGAUUGAUGCAUAGCUUCAGCUAGAUAAUUGGGGCGUGGCUUCAGCAGGAUGAUGGGUGGGUGACUUCAGCGAGAUGAUUUAAUUGUGACCGAUGCAUUGUGGUCAGUGGAUGACUUUAGCUAUAUGAUUUGUGACCGAUGCAUUGUGGUGGGUGGGUGACUUUACCGAGAUGAUUUGUGACUGAUGCAUUGUGGUGGGUGGGUGACUUUACCGAGAUGAUUUGUGACUGAUGCAUUGUGGUGGGUGGGUUACUGGACUAUCAGUCAUUAAUGAAUGUUGUGAACUGAUCAUUUGAAAAUGACCAUUGGUCACCACUACAGAACAUUUAUUUCAAAAUAAUCCACAGAAUAUGUAUUCUAAUAGAAUGACCAUAGAUCAGCUAUACAUAAUAUGUAUCCAAAUAGAAUGACCAUAGAUCAGCUAUACAUAAUAUGUAUCCAAAUAGAAUGACCAUAGAUCACCACUACAGAAUAUGUAUUCAAAUAAAAUUACCAUAGAUCAGCUAUACAGAAUAUGUAUCCAAAAAUGACCAUUGGCCAGCUAUACAUAAUAUGUAUCCAAAUAAAAUAACCAUAGGUCAGCUAUACAUAAUAUGUAUCCAAAUAAAUGACCAUAGGUCAGCUAUACAUAAUAUGUAUCCAAAUAAAUGACCAUAGGUCAGCUAUACAUAAUAUGUAUCCAAAUAAAAUGACCAUAGGUCAGCUAUACAUAAUAUGUAUCCAAAUAAAAUGACCAUAGGUCAGCUAUACAUAAUAUGUAUCCAAAUAAAAUGACCAUAGGUCAGCUAUACAUAAUAUGUAUCCAAAUAAAAUGACCAUAGGUCAGCUAUACAUAAUAUGUAUCCAAAUAAAAUGACCAUAGGUCAGCUAUACAUAAUAUGUAUCCAAAUAAAAUUACCAUAGGUCAACUAUACAUAAUAUGUAUCCAAAUAAAAUGACCAUAGGUCAGCUAUACAUAAUAUGUAUCCAAAUAAAAUGACCAUAGGGCAGCUAUACAUAAUAUGUAUCCAAAUAAAAUGACCAUAGGUCAGCUAUACAUAAUAUGUAUCCAAAUAAAAUGACCAUAGGUCACAGACAUAGGGGGAUGAGUAAAAAGUUUUUAAAAAAACUUUUUCUUUUUGAUUCUUCAGGACCUGAGUACUAGUAGCUUGCUUCAAGGGGAGGGAAGUCUUCUUCAAACGGAGGGUUAUCUCUUCAAGAGGAACAGCAAUGCCUUUAAGAAUUAUGUCAGGUGAGAGAUGAAUUAUGUUAGAUGAGAGAGGAAUUAUGUCAGGUGAAAGAUGAAUUAUGUCAGGUAAGGCAAAUUAUGUUAGGUGAGAGAUGAAUUAUGUCAGGGGAGAGAUGAAUUAUGUCAUUUCAGAGAUGAAAUAUGUCAAAUGAUAGAUGAAAUAUGUCAUGUAAGAGAUAAAAUAUAUCAGGUGAGGGAUGAAUUGAUCAGGUGAGAGAUGAAAUAUUUCAGGUGAAAGAUAAAAUAUGCCAGGUGAGAGAUUAUAUAUGUCAGGUGAGAGAUCAAAACAGCUUCUUUAAUUUUUACAUUGCUGCCUCACAGUUAUUUAAUGAUGACUAGACAUUGCUACCUUACAGUUAUUUAAUGAUGACUACAUUACUACUUUACAGUUAUUUGAUGAUGACUAGACAUUGCUACCUCAUAGUUAUUUAAUGAUGACUAGACAUUGCUACCUUACAGUUAUUUAAUGAUGACUACAUUACUACUUUACAGUUAUUUGAUGAUGACUAGACAUUGCUACCUCAUAGUUAUUUAAUGAUGACUACAUUACUACUUUACAGUUAUUUGAUGAUGACUAGACAUUGCUACCUCAUAGUUAUUUAAUGAUGACUAGACAUUGCUUCCUUACAGUUAUUUGAUGAUGACUAGACAUUGCUACCUCAUAGUUAUUUAAUGAUGACUAGACAUUGCUUCCUUACAGUUAUUUGAUGAUGACUAGACAUUGCUACCUCAUAGUUAUUUAAUGAUGACUAGACAUUGCUUCCUUACAGUUAUUUGAUGAUGACUAGACAUUGCUACCUCAUAGUUAUUUAAUGAUGACUAGACAUUGCUGCCUCACAGUUAUUUAAUGAUGACUAGACAUUGCUGCCUCACAGUUAUUUAAUGAUGACUAGACAUUGCUACCUCACAGUUAUUUAAUGAUGACUAGACAUUGCUACCUCACAGUUAUUUAAUGAUGACUAGACAUUGCUGCCUCACAGUUAUUUAAUGAUGACUACAUUACUACUUUACAGUUAUUUGAUGAUGACUAGACAUUGCUACCUCAUAGUUAUUUAAUGAUAACUAGACAUUGCUACGAUGAUUAGACAUUGCUACCUCACAGUUAUUUAAUGAUGACUAGACAUUGCUACCUCACAGUUAUUUAAUGAUGACUAGACAUUGCUACCUCACAGUUAUUUAAUGAUGACUAGACAUUGCUACCUCACAGUUAUUUAAUGAUGACUAGACAUUGCUUCCUUACAGUUAUUUAAUGAUGACUAGACAUUGCUACCUCAUAGUUAUUUAAUGAUAACUAGACAUUGCUACGAUGAUUAGACAUUGCUACCUCACAGUUAUUUAAUGAUGACUAGACAUUGCUACCUCAUAGUUAUUUAAUGAUAACUAGACAUUGCUACGAUGAUUAGACAUUGCUACCUCACAGUUAUUUAAUGAUGACUAGACAUUGCUUCCUCACAGUUAUUUGAUGAUGACUAGACAUUGCUUCCUUACAGUUAAUUAAUGAUGACUAGACAUUGCUACCUCAUAGUUAUUUAAUGUUGACUAGACAUUGCUACCUUACAGUUAAUUAAUGAUGACUAGACAUUGCUACCUCACAGUUAUUUAAUUAUAAAUAGACAUUGCUACCUUAAAGUUAUUUAAUGAUGACUAGACAUUGCUUCCUUACAGUUAAUUAAUGAUGACUAGACAUUGCUACCUCAUAGUUAUUUAAUGUUGACUAGACAUUGCUACCUUACAGUUAAUUAAUGAUGACUAGACAUUGCUACCUCACAGUUAUUUAAUUAUAAAUAGACAUUGCUUCCUUACAGUUAUUUAAUGAUGACUACAUUACUACUUUACAGUUAUUUGAUGAUGACUAGACAUUGCUACCUCAUAGUUAUUUAAUGAUAACUAGACAUUGCUACGAUGAUUAGACAUUGCUACCUCACAGUUAUUUAAUGAUGACUAGACAUUGCUUCCUUACAGUUAAUUAAUGAUGACUAGACAUUGCUACCUCACAGUUAUUUAAUGUUGACUAGACAUUGCUACCUCACAGUUAUUUAAUUAUAAAUAGACAUUGCUACCUUAAAGUUAUUUAAUUAUGACUAGACAUUGCCACCUCACAGUUAUUUAAUUAUAAAUAGACAUUGCUACCUUAAAGUUAUUUAAUUAUGACUAGACAUUGCUACCUCACAGUUAUUUAAUUAUAAAUAGACAUUGAUUCCUUAAAGUUAUUUAAUUAUGACUAGACAUUGCUACCUCACAGUUAUUUAAUGUUGACUAGACAUUGCUACCUCACAGUUAUUUAAUUAUAAAUAGACAUUGCUACCUUAAAGUUAUUUAAUUAUGACUAGACAUUGCCACCUCACAGUUAUUUAAUUAUAAAUAGACAUUGCUACCUUAAAGUUAUUUAAUUAUGACUAGACAUUGCUACCUCACAGUUAUUUAAUUAUAAAUAGACAUUGAUUCCUUAAAGUUAUUUAAUUAUGACUAGACAUUGCUACCUCACAGUUAUUUAAUGAUGACUAGACAUUGCUACCUCACAGUUAUUUAAUUAUAAAUAGACAUUGCUACCUCAUAGUUAUUUAAUGAUGACUAGACAUUGCUACCUCACAGUUAUUUAAUGAUGACUAGACAUUGCUACCUCACAGUUAUUUAAUUAUAAAUAGACAUUGCUACCUCAUAGUUAUUUAAUGAUGACUAGACAUUGCUACCUCACAGUUAUUUAAUGAUGACUAGACAUUGCUACCUCACAGUUAUUUAAUGAUGACUAGACAUUGCUACCUUACAGUUAUUUAAUGAUGACUAGACAUAUUUUUAAAUGUGGUAAAUUAUAGAUUUGUUUUUUGUUGCCUUUGUACCGCGCUUCGAGCCUUUGGGGAUGAAGCGUGUUUUUGAAAUGAACUUUAUUAUUAUUAUUAUUAUCAAGUAUUUGAUUUUAAAAAUUACUUUGGGAUUAUAGGACUACCUAAAUUGCUUUGAGAUUGCUGACUGAGACAUUUGCAAAUAGCUAAUGACUUGUUUCAAAAGUACCACAUUACAACACAAUAAGCAUUACUUCGUUCUGUGCCAUUACUACACAGCAGGUAGUAUUUUAACUUCAUAUGGAUAGAUCACCCCAUAAAAUCAACAAAAUAGCUAGAUAUGUUACCAGAGAUGUUGAGCUCGCUUUCUGCACCUUCUCCAACCGGACAUAUUUUUGUCCCCUCCAUUGCCAGCUUUGUCAAAAUUAAAAAGUGGGAAGGGGUGGUUGGAGGGUAGGGGAGGAGGAUGCUAAGUGUUAAAAGAAAUGUGUUCAUUAUGUUCCCACUCCAUCUUAUUAACUGGGCGUUAGAAGGUUAGAAGUCACGUACCAGCAACAGGACAGGCAGAUGAGGAGGCAGAUACAGCGGUGAGAAGUGAAUGUACCAGCAACAGGACAGGCAGAUGAGGAGGCAGAUACAGCGGUUAGAAGUGAAUGUACCAGCAACAUGACAGGCAGAUGAGUAGGCAGAUACAGCGGUUAGAAGUGAAUUUACCAGCAACAUGACAGGCAGAUGAGUAGGCAGAUACAGCGGUUAGAAGAGCAAGGGAAACAAAGCUGGUAGAAGGGUGGGGGCAACAUAGAUGAAGAAGAGUGGUGGGGGAGGGGACAGCUGGUAGAAGAGUAGGCCAUCACAUAUCAAAUAUAAUUGAUUAAUGUUUAAAAAUUAAAAAAUACAAAUGAUACUUUAAAAAAAAAAAAAUUAAUUUCUUAUAAUUUUUUGGAACUCGGAGCUGUAAGAAAUUUUAUAAUCUCCAGUUUCAGACAAAUAGACCCUGUUCCAGAGCCCCACGCUCCAGUUCUAAGCUCUGCUCCAAAUCUCUUGAUUCAUUUUGUCAUGAUACAAAAUAAUAAUUACCAGUAACGUAUCCAUUAUAAUUAGUCCAUCAUACUUUUAUGUUUCCUAUUUUGAACAUAUUGUCUGCAGGCGGUGGUUUUCUAUCCAAGACAGUCAGCUUGUCUACCGUAAACGUACCAAAGAUACACUGACCAUCAUGGAGGAUGACCUCAGGUUGUGUACGAUACGCCAGCCAGUGGAGUUUGAUAGGAGGUUCUGCUUUGAGGUUUUGUCACCAACCAGGUUUGUAGUUCUCUAUCGACCCCCGUCAUGGUUUGUAGUUCUCUCAGCGACCCCCAUCAUGGUUUGUAGUUCUCUAUCGACCCCCAUCAUGGUUUGUAGUUCUCUCAGCGACCCCCAUCAUGGUUUGUAGUUAUCUCAGCGACCCUCAUCAUGGUUCAACUCUUGAAUAUAUUGGGAUGUAAGCAUUGUAUAGGUCUUCUUCUUCUUUAUUUUAAGGGCCCACGAUCAAUGAAUUGAUCAUUCUGGCUCCUAUGUUUCAGAGGGGUUUGCGAUGUGUAAGCAGUGUAUAUGUUGGAAUAUAAUCUUUGAAUAUAUGGAUAUGUAAUCAUUGAAUGUGUGGAUAUGUAAGCAUUUAAUAUGUUGGGACGUAAGCAUUGAAUAAACAAUGAUGAAAGCUGACCCAGGCUUAUGUGGGUUGAGACCAUUUGCAGACGCCACUUGUCCUAUGCUGUUUUGCCCCUGGGACAUAAAGCGACCGGCCAUAGAACAUGUGUCUGAGGGCUUUUAUCUGUAGAACUUGUGUCUGGGGGCUGUUAUCUGUAGAACUUGUGCCUGGGUGCUUUUUCCUGUAGAUCUUGUGCCGGGGGCUUUUAUCUGUAGAACUUGUGUCUGGGGAUUUUUAUCUGUAGAGCUUGUGUCUGGGGGCUUUUAUCUGUAGAACUUGUGUCGGGGGCUUAUAUCUGUAGAGCUUGUGUCUGGGAGCUUUUAUCUGUAGAACUUGUGUCGGGGGCUUAUAUCUGUAGAACUUGUGUGGGGGCUUUUAUCUGUAGAGGGUGUGUGGGGGGGCUUUUAUGGGAGGUCUUUUAUCUGGGGUGGGGGAACUUUUGUCCAGCAUCUGUUUCAAAAUGCUAAAUAUAUCAAUGUAAAAAAAGGGAAAGGUUUAGUCCAUAUCAAUGUAUCAACUUUGGCAAUGAUGUGGCACUAAUAAAGAAGAACCCACUGACCAACUCUUAUGUUGUAGAUGCUCGUAAAACUGCAAUAUUUUCAUAAUCACCUGUGAAUAUAAAUUAUACAUUUCUAUUUAAAUAAUUUCUUUAUCAACAUUUGGGCAAAGGGCAAGGGCAAAUUGGCCCAGAGGGGAAAUGGCAGUGGCAAAUCAUCAUAGUUCCGAAUAAAGAAACUAAGCAAUGAAUUUAUUGUACUCCAUGUGGUUGUCAUGCAGACAUUGUCUGUUCCAGGAGCCACAUCCUCCAGGCGGACUCAGACGAAGAAUGUCAACUGUGGGUCAAUGCCUUAAAUUUCAGCAUCAGCCACGCCUACAAGGAGACUAUGCACAGUCAAGAAAAGGGGGUCAGUUUCUGAACAUAAUUACCUCAUAAAAGACAUUCUUUGGAUAGUGGAUUUUACAAGAGUGAAAAACUUUAUUAAAAAAAUUAUGUAGUAGUUUAUAUAGCAAUUUAUAAAUGUAAUAUUAAAACUUAGAUUCUAAAUAUACUAAAAAUGAGAAGACAUAAAGCAGUAAACUUAAUUAGCAACAACAGAACAUCUUGAUAUACUGAACAGAACAUCUUGAUGUACUGAACAGAACAUCUUGAUGUACUGAACAGAACAUCUUGAUGUACUGAACAUAACAUCUUGAUGUACUGAACAUAACAUCUUGAUGUACUGAACAGAACAUCUUGAUGUACUGAACAGAACAUCUUGAUGUACUGAAAAGAACAUCUUGAUGUACUGAACAUAACAUCUUGAUGUACUGAACAGAACAUCUUAAUGUACUGAACAGAACAUCUUGAUGUACUGAACAGAACAUCUUGAUGUACUGAACAUAACAUCUUGAUGUACUGAAAAGAACAUCUGGAUGUACUGGACAGAACAUCUUGAUGUACAGAACAGAGCAUCUCGAUGUACAGAACAUUUUGAUUUACAGAGAAAGCAUUAUUUACUUCCAAUCAAACUAUUGGGGUUCAGCUUCAACAUCCAGUUUAACAAUAUGUUAAGUGUAGGGAUGUUGAUGAUGGCUUUUUGGCCCAACCAGUCAUGGGUUUCUACUAUGCAUUUCCAACCGGUCAUGGGUUCGUACUAUGCAUUUCCAACCGGUCCACUGAGCAAGAAAAAAAGAAUAACCAGGUUGUUUGCCAUCUUGUAACAUCCUUAGUUUAGAGGUAAUAACUUAUUUGUGGACCACCAAGAAAGGUCAAGGACAGGUUGAGAACCACUGAUAAGUGUAUCAUUUCCAUUUGUUGAUCAUUUUUAAAUAUUAAACAAAUUCCCAAGCUUAAAACACAUUUUUUUUUCUGGUUUUAUUUAAUUUCCAAUUGUAUGCACAUUUUUCAAGGAAAAUUUUUUACAAUAAACUGAACUUUUUUUUUUGUUGGUGACCAAAUUUGUCCAGGAGAGCAAAAGAAGUUCCAGCAGCUCCUCUAAGGACUCCACUAACGCUGGGCCACCUCCAGCAGAACCUAAACAGAACAAAGCCAGAGUGUAAGCAAUUUACAUUGUAACAAUGGGCCACUGAUAAGUCGAUAAGUUGUAUAUAUAUCGUAUUUAAUGACACUGGCGAAUGCUGGGAUGUAGGAUGUCAAAGUCGAACAUGUAGGAUGAUUGACAUAAGUCAACACACUUGGGUUCAAAGAUAUGUAAUCAUUUAUUUGUCUACAUAUUCUACUUCAAUCAGUAUAUAUUCUAUCCUACGCCACACUAUUACACUAGGAACAUGUUCUAUCCUAUGCUACACAAGGAAUCUUCUUCUUUUUCUAAAUUUGGAGGGCCCAGGAUCAAUUAAUUGAUCAUUCUGGCUCCUAUGUUUCAGAGGGGUUUGUGAUGUUACUGUGCAUGGGUUUCAAGGGGAUACUUCACUGGUUGCAAGGGCUACUCAGCAGUGGUGUUACGAACUGGGGGUUGGAAUACAGGAGGCAAUAGACACAAAUGUGUCGAGUGUAGGCGCCUCAACUGUUGCUUUUGGAAGCUUGUUCCAGUCCCCUAUUCUCUUCGGUAGGAAUGAGGAGCUCCUGUACUUUGUUCUUGUUUUUUACCAGCCGGAACUGUCUGUCGUGGCCUUGUCGCUGUCUAGGGGGAAGAUGAACGAGUUUCUGUUUGAUUCUGGAGCAGUGGACCAGCCCAUUUUUUAUCUUGUACAACAUGGUGAGCCAAUAUUGACCAGCCCAGUGUUUUUAGCAUGCUGCUAACACUUGAGGUGUUUCUGUAGUGGUUUAGGACAAAACAUGCCCGUCGCUGGACCGCCUCCAACCUGUCGAUGCUUUUCUGGGUAAAUGGGUCCCAGUCUGUAGAAGAGGUAUUCUAAAAUAGGCCGGACAAAGGCUAUAUAGGCUUUUUCUUUCACGCUUGAGUUGCCGAUCUUCAGAUUGCACCUUAGGAACCGGGUCUUGUUUGCCCGGUUGCACACACUGUGUGUCUGCGAACAGUCUUGCUUGAGAGUUCAGUUUCUCGGGCAGAUCAUUGAUAUAAACAAGGGCCUAGCACUGAGCCCAAGGGGACCCCUGCCUUAACACUGACAAAGGAGGAUUCCUGACCACGCUUACGAUUAUGUGCUCCAAUAGUUUACAUACUGCGCUGGUGAGGGAUACAGGGCGGUAAUUGGCUGGGUCGUAAUGCUCUCCUUUUUUUGUAGAUUGGAGUGACAUACACUGUUCUCCAGUCAGUUUCCUGUGAAUAGCCACGAUUGGAAGAGGAUUGUUAGUGCAGGAGCGAUCUCAUUGGCCAUUGAAAUUUGUUGAACACAAUCAGACACAGCCAAAAGAUCCAGCUGGUUUUUAAAAAAAUGUCAUAUCUAAAAAACAAAGAAUAAAGUUCAAAGGAAAAUACCAACCAACUCUCAACUAAGACUGAACUAAUGCUCAAAGGACAAGACCAACUAAGACUGCACUACUUGACUCACACCUCCUCCCACACUGUAUUUCUAUCCUUUCCCUCCCAGCAUGGCUUGAAUUUAUCCUCAGCUCACCUGUAUUUCUCAUGUCUCUCAUGGUGAGAUGAGCUUUUAGUAACACCUCCCCUCCCCUUUGCCACCAUGGCAAUACCAUACUUCUUGAUGACUCCAAACCUUGACACAAUGCAUUCAUCCUACCUCAGGGCACUGGUCAGUUGAACCGUGUCCUAUCUUAGGGCACUGGUCAGUUGAACCAUGUCCUAUCUCAGGGCACUGGUCAUUUGAACCGUGUCCUAUCUUAGGGCACUGGUCAGUUGAACCAUGUCCUAUCUCAGGAGAGUGGUCAUUUGAACCAUGUCCUAUCUUAGGGCACUGGUCAGUUGAACUGUGUCCUAUCUUAGGGCAGUGAUCUGUUGAAUCGUUUCCUAUCUUAGGGCAGUGGUAAGUUGAACCAUGUCCUAUCUCAGGGCACUGGUCAGUUAAAUCAUGUCCUAUCUUAGGGCAGUGGUAAGUUGAAUCAUGUCCUAUCUUGAGGCAGUGGUCAGUUGAACCAUGUCCUAUCUUAGGGCAGGGCAUUGGUCAAUAGAUGUCUGUCCUGUCUCAAAUUGCUGAUACAUUGAACUUUGCCCUGUCUUAAGGCACUGGUUUGUGGACCUUAGUUACCAUUAGAAAUAAUAUAUCUGGAUGUUCAUAAACCUAUGGUUAUUAUUUACUUGUUUAUUUCUGUACAGGAAUACUCAAGAAAACACUAAUUUGUAACACACUUCUAAACUAAUUAUAAUACACUUCUAAACUAAUUUGUAACACUCUUCUAACCAAUUUGUAACACACCUCUAAUCUAAUGUAUAACACACCUCUUAACUAAUUCUCUCUUCUGUUUCUCUAGCCGCAUGGAGCAGCUCCUGGUUAUCCCAGGGAAUUCCCAUUGCUGCGACUGUGGAGCUCCGGAGCCUCGGUGGGCCAGCAUUAACCUCGGUAUAACUCUAUGCAUAGAAUGCUCAGGAAUACAUCGUGGCUUUGGCGUGCAUAUGUCAAAGGUAAUUUUUGGCCCUCAUGUAUUGAAUUCAACAUGUAAAUUACAGUUACCAGUAUGAUUACAACAAUCUUACACACCAGUUUCAUGUGUGUGAAGUGUAUAUGGUGUGAUUACAAAUAUAUGUUUCAAAACACUCUCAAAUAAUAUUCUCAGUCAAAUCAUCUUCCUAUCUGGAGAUAGGCAAACUGUUCGGACUGCUAGGUCAUUUCAUUUGGUCAAGAAGGCACAUAAGGUCAUUUCAGGGGGGUCAAGAAGACACACUAGACCUUUUAAGUGGAUCAAGAAGACACACUAGGUCAUUUAAGUGGCUCAAGAAGGCACACUAGCUCAAAUGAGGGGGUCAAUAAGACACAUUAGGCCAUUUGAGGGGGUCAAGAAGACACACUAGGUCAUUUGAGGGGGUCAAGAAGACACAUUAGGUCAUUUGAUGGGUUCAAGAAGACACACUAGGUCAUUUGAGGGGGUCAAGAAGAUACACUUGGCCAUUUGAUGGGUUCAAGAAGACACACUAGGUCAUUUGAGUGGCUCAAGAAGGCACACUAGGUCAUUUGAGGGGGUCAAGAAGACAAACUAGACCCUUUGAGGGGGUCAAAAAGACACACUAAGUCAUUUGAGUGGGUCAAGAAGGCACACUAUGCCAUUUCAUGGGGUCAAGAAGACACACUAGGCCAUUUGACGCGUUCCAGAAGACACACUAGGUCAUUUGAGGGGGUCAAGAAGACACACUAGGUCAUUUGAGGGGGGUCAAGAAGACAUUAGGUCAUUUGAGGGGGUCAAGAAGACACACUAGGUCAUUUGAGGGGGUCAAGAAGACACAUAAGGUGAUUUGAGGGGGUCAAGAAGAUACACUAGGCCAUUUGGUGGGUUCAAGAAGACACACUAGGUCAUUUGAGUGGGUCAAGAAGACACCCUAUGUCAUUUGAUGAUUUGAGAGGGUCAAGAAGACAAACUAAGCCAUUUUAGGGGGUCAAAAAGACACUAGGUCAUUUGAGUGUGUCAAGAAGGCACACUAUGCCCUUUCAUGGGGUCAAGAAGACACACUAGGCCAUUUGACAGGUUCAAGAAGACACACUAGGUCAUUUGAGGGGGUCAAGAAGACACACUAGGUCAUUUGAGGGUGUCAAGAAGAUACACUAGGUCAUUUUUUGAGGGGUUCAAGAAGAUACACUAGGCCAUUUGAGUGGGUGAAGAAGGCAAACUAGGCCAAUUCAUGUUGGCAAGAAGGAACAUUGGGUCAUUUGAGGGGGUCAAGAAGAUACACUAGGUCAUUUUUUGAGGGGUUCAAGAAGAUACACUAGGCCAUUUGACAGGUUCAAGAAAACACACUAGGCCAUUUGAGUGGGUGAAGAAGGCAAACUAGGCCAAUUCAUGUUGGCAAGAAGGAACAUUGGGUCAUUUGAGGGGGUCAAGAAGACACACUAGGUCAUUUGAGGGUAUCCAGAUGGCACACUAGGUCAUUUGAGGGGGUCAAGAUGGCACACUAGGUCAUUUGAUGGCGUCAAGAUGGCACACCGGGUCAGAAAAUACAAGGUGUCCAAGCCAAGGUUGUUUUAUUCAUUAAUAUGGCAACAUUGCUGGGAAAUAUGAUGUUGCAUGUUCUUAGAGACAGAUACAACAUCAGGUUCUAAUAAUGUGUUCAGCUCCAGAAUGUCAUUAAGGUCAUCGUUAGUGAGCACAAGGCUUUGUUGCAACUUUGGGUGAAGAAUAAUUGGUCAGUCCUUUCAGGUUUGAAGACAUGACAUUCAAGGUCAACCUUCCUAAGACUUGUAACUUUCCGUUGCUUCCACUCUUUAGACAUAGUCAUUGUUGUUGCUGUCAAGACUUGUAGCUGCCCGUUGCUUCUACUCUUUAGACAUAGUCAUUGUUGUUGCUGCGAGAGAACACGAUGCCAGUUAUAAAACCAUGAAAUAAAAUUGUGAGUGCUCUAAUGGGAUGAGAAUCUACGCUCCCAUUCUACAUUCUUGGAAUUGCUUCACACAUCACAGUACACAAACAUGUGCAAAACACAUGCCCUGACCCCGGCGAGAGGUGAAUGAAUCGGAGACAAGAGAGUGAACUUGUUUACAACACAACAUUCAUCAUCCCUCCCCGGUCAGGCACUUCUGUUUCAUCAGUUCUAAAAAUAAACACGAGCCACAGCUUGAGUUGAAGAGGAAGAAAACUGUAACAUUUCCAUUGGGCCCGAUGGAACAAUAAAAAAUGAGGUUGGCGUAAGGCCGAUCUGGAAUGUAACGUAGCACGUAUCUGCCGGAGUUUGCCAACUUCUGUUAUAGAUGAACCACUUCCUGGCGUUUCUAAUGUCCAAGGACCCCUAAUUUUUUAAACAUCCAUUAAAUGAAUAAAUUAUCUCAAUUUAGUACCUGCUUAUAAAGAAUUAUUUGAAAUAAGCUCAAACACGUUAUUAAAUCUUUCAAAUUAUUUCUCAUGGAAUUAAAGCUCUGUUCUUAAAAUGUAUUGCAGGUACGUUCUAUCACCUUGGAUACCUGGGAGCCAGAACAUUUGAAAGUCAUGUUAGAACUGGGUAACAAUGUGAUCAACCGUUGCUAUGAGGCGGAUGUGGACGAGACGAUAGCUGUGAGAGCUCAGCCAGACUCCAAUAGGUAGGACUAGAUGGGAAUAUAGGACCAGGCAGGGGUGAUCAGCCAGAUUCCAAUAGGUAGGACUAGAUGGGAAUAUAGGACCAGGCAGGGGUGAUCAGCCAGAUUCCAAUAAGUAGGACUAGAUGGGAAUAUAGGAUCAGGGAGGGAUGGCCAGCCAGAUUCCAAUAAGUAGGACUAGAUGGGAAUAUAGGAUCAGGGAGGGAUGGCCAGCCAGAUUCCAAUAAGUAGGACUAGAUGGGAAUAUAGGAUCAGGGAGGGAUGGCCAGCCAGAUUCCAAUAGGUAGGACUAGAUGGGAAUAUAGGACCAGGCAGGGGUGAUCAGCCAGAUUCCAAUAAGUAGGACUAGAUGGGAAUAUAGGAUCAGGGAGGGAUGGCCAGCCAGAUUCCAAUAAGUAGGACUAGAUGGGAAUAUAGGAUCAGGGAGGGAUGGCCAGCCAGAUUCCAAUAGGUAGGACUAGAUGGGAAUAUAGGACCAGGCAGGGGUGAUCAGCCAGAUUCCAAUAAGUAGGACUAGAUGGGAAUAUAGGAUCAGGGAGGGAUGGCCAGCCAGAUUCCAAUAAGUAGGACUAGAUGGGAAUAUAGGAUCAGGGAGGGAUGGCCAGCCAGAUUCCAAUAAGUAGGACUAGAUGGGAAUAUAGGACCAGGGAGGGAUAAGCUUAUGUCAGAACAUUUAAUGAUCGGGAUAGUGGGGCCCAAAGGAGAAGAUGAUUAUGUGGGCCAAGUGAGGAUAAGACUAUAGUGUUAGAGGAGAAGAGGAUUAUGUGGGCCAAGUGAGGAUAAGACUAUAGUGUUAGAGGAGAAGAGGAUUAUGUGGGCCAAGUGAGGAUAAGGCUAUAUUGUUAGAGGUGAAGAUGAUUACGUAGUUCAGUUGAAGAUAAGGCUAUAUUGUUAGAGGAGAAGAGGAUUAUGUGGGCCAAGUGAGGAUAAGACUAUAGUGUUAGAGGAGAAGAUGAUUAUGUAGGCCGGGUGAGGAUAAGGCUAUAUUGUUAGAGGUGAAGAUGAUUACGUAGUUCAGUUGAGGAUAAGGCUAUAUUGUUAGAGGAGAAGAGGAUUAUGUAGUUUGAGGAUAAGUAAGAAGAUUAAGGAUAAAGUAAAGACCAAGUUAAAAAAUAGAUGAAUGUCAAACAAAUAUAUGACUGCCUUAUUUAACAUCUGACUAUUGCCCCCUCCCCUCCCCAGGAGCGUGAGAGAGAACUGGAUCAGGGCAAAGUACGUCCAAAAAGCUUUCAUCAAGCCACUUCCAGGUGUCAAUAAGUCCAACAUGGCACGGAAGUGGAGUGUUCGUAAGAAGACGAGGCGGUCUCCCGCUCGCUCCCUCAUCAAGAGCUCCUACACAGAGUCCAGCCUGAAGGACUCGCUCGGUUCCAAAGGUGGAGACUCCCUGUCGCACUCUGACCCCGAUCUGACCUCUGGACUUAUGGAAGGUGGAGACAUUGGGGCGCGUGGAGGUUUUUAGCCGCUUUUUGCUUUCUGUGCCAUUUGUCUUAGACCCAACAUUGGUUUAAUCUUAUUUUUUAACAUUUAUUUUCCCAUUUCUGUUGGUUUUUUGAGUCUUUGUGCUUAAGUGAAAAGAGUAUCUUAAAACCUUCUUGUACUGACCUAAUUUUUUUCUAUGUAUAGCAUCAGUACCGGCUAUUAUUUUGCUAAGCACUCCCUGUGGCUCAGACAUUAUUUUGGAAUGAGCCAAAAUUUGAUAGGUUUGCAAAUUAUUUUGUAACUUUUGUGUUUUAAAGAAUUGAUUGUAACAUGUAGAGAAUUAUCUGUUCAGAAAUGGGUCAGGGUGUUCAAAUCACUAAUGGGUUUUUUUAUUCACAAUUUUCAUUGGCAAUGGCACACUAGCGAUUUAUGUGGUCAGCACAGAGCCAAGCCGCUUUUACUCCAGUCCAUCUUCAUCUGAAUCAAUAUCUAGGUUGGCACUAGGUCUAAAACCUGUAGGUGUAAAUUUUGAGCUAAAGUAGGCCCACUUCCUUGAGCUAAAGUAGGCCCACUUUCUUGAGCUAUAGUAGGCCUGGGCCCACUUCCUUCAACAAUUUCAUCCCCCUCUUCCACAUCAGAAUAAUCUAAUCCCAAUAAAAGCUCAAUAAUAGUUUCAGAACAAAAGGUUUCAUCAAGUGCGCGUAGGUCGUCAUCAACAAUAGCGCUAGCUGGCGCUAUUUUGGAAGCAACUAAUACAGAUCAGCACAACAAACUCAGUAAUUGGACGAUUUUCAUAAUUUAUAAGGCAAAAUAAAAUUCUACUAUUCCCCUAACAAAUAAACAUUCUGCCCGAGACUGGCGUGAAAGGUUAUUUCCUUGUUUUUGUGUUUAGAUUAGAUACGGCUCUGUGGGGCAAACAGACUUAGAUUAGAUACCGCUUUGUGGGGCAAAGAGAAUUAGAUUAGAUACCGCUCUGUGGGGCAAAGAGACUUAGAUUAGAUACCGCUCUGUGGGGCAAAGAGACUUAGAUUAGAUACCGCUCUGUGGGGCAAAUAGACUUAGAUUAGAUACAGCUCUGUGGGGCAAAUAGACUUAGAUUAGAUACCGCUCUGUGGGGCAAAUAGACUUAGAUUAGAUACCGCUCUGUGGGGCAAAGAGACUUAGAUUAGAUACCGCUCUGUGGGGCAAAGAGACGUGCUUGGGCCACAGGGGAAAAAAUCGGCUGGUGAGAAAAGACGUGCUUGGGUCACAGGGAAAAAAGUAGGUCACUGCAAAAAGACACGUCCGAUGCUGUAAGGGUUAACGAUCUCCCAUGUGACAUUGCACAGCCUAGUAUUGAAUACCCAUUGUGUUUUAAACUGCUUAUAAUGCUUUAGUGUUGCUUAUUGCUGGUUGAUACAUUCAGGCCAAUAUUUUCUCCAUGUUAUUUUGACCAUCUGAAAGGAAGUAAGAAAAUUAAAUCUCAGCCACACAGAUAUGAUAAAACAUUUCAGAGAAGGCACAUGUGAUCCUGUCUCAAUAGAUGAAAAUAAAUCUUUAAAUACACACAAUGGAACUGGUUUCUUUGUCGUAGAGAUUUCUUUUUUUAAUUGAUGAAAUUUUCCAGAGAACUUUUCCAGGGCACCAUCGUCACAAUAGAGUUCAUUUUAUUUUUAUGUUCCUCUGAGCUAGCAUGCACAAUGCUAACAUUUUAAUGCAUACAAAUAGUUCAUUGUCAAUAAUAAACUCAGCCCAACUUAACCCUCUACAAACAAAAGGAUGACAACGGUAUUCACACCUUUUAUUACCUGCCUUGUUGGCCAAUUUUAAUUUAAUUUAUCAUCUUUUAUUUAUCAGCUUCUUUUGAGUAGAUUGUUUUGUUUAUCAGCUUCUUUUGUGUAGAUUGUUUUGUUUAUCAGCUUCUUUUGUGUAGAUUGUUUUAUUUAUCAGCUUCUUUUGUGUAGAUUGUUUUAUCAGCUUCUUUUGUGUAGAUUGUUUUGUUUAUCAGCUUCUUUUGUGUAGAUUGUUUUGUUUAUCAGCUUCUUUUGUGUAGAUUGUUUUGUUUAUCAGCUUCUUUUGUGUAGAUUGUUUUAUUUAUCAGCUUCUUUUGUGUAGAUUGUUUUGUUUAUCAGCUUCUUUUGUGUAGAUUGUUUAGUUUAUCAGCUUCUUUUGUGUAGAUGGUUUUGUUUAUCAGCUUCUUUUGUGUAGAUUGUUUUGUUUAUCAGCUUCUUUUGUGUAGAUGGUUUUGUUUAUCAGCUUCUUUUGUGUAGAUGGUUUUGCUCCCCAUUAUUUCCUGUAUAUCAGCUAUUUAUUAUAAUUUAUUAUUAUUUGUUUCGCUUGUCAUUCUUGCUUAGGUUACCCUCUUAAUCUCUGGAAUCUGUAUUUGCUAUGGUCUCUAUUAACCAUUUCUCUAUUUCCUAUGGUCUUUUUUAACCAUUUCUCUAUUUCCUACAGUCUCUAUUAACCAUUUCUCUAUUUCCUAUGGUCUUUUUUAACCAUUUCUCUAUUUCCUACAGUCUCUAUUAACCAUUUCUCUAUUUCCUAUGGUCUUUAUUAACCAUAGUCUCUAUUUCUAUGGUCUAUUAAUCAUAGUGUCUAUUUCCUAUGGUCUCUAUUAACCGUAGUCUCUAUUUCCUACAGUCUCUAUUAACCAUAGUCUCUAUUUCCUAUGGUCUUUAUUAACCAUAGUCUCUAUUUCCUAUGGUCUCUAUUAAUCAUAGUGUCUAUUUCCUAUGGUCUCUAUUAACCGUAGUCUCUAUUUCCUACAGUCUCUAUUAACCAUAGUCUCUAUUUCCUAUGGUCUCUAUUAACCAUAGUCUCUAUUUCCUAUGGUCUCUAUUAACCAUAGUCUCUAUUUCCUAUGGUCUCUAUUAACCAUAGUCUCUAUUUCCUACAGUCUCUAUUAACCAUAGUCUCUAUUUCCUACAGUCUCUAUUAACCAUAGUCUCUAUUUCCUACAGUCGCUAUUAACCACAGUCUCUAUUUCCUAUGUUCUCUAUUAACCAUAGUCUCUAUUUCCUACAGUCGCUAUUAACCAUAGUCUCUAUUUCCUACAGUCGCUAUUAACCAUAGUCUCUAUUUCCUACAGUCUAUUAACCAUUUCUCCAUUGCCUGUGGUCUCUAUUAACCAUAGUCUCUAUUUCCUACAGUCGCUAUUAACCACAGUCUCUAUUUCCUACGGUCUCUAUUAACCAUAGUCUCUAUUUCCUACAGUCGCUAUUAACCAUAGUCUCUAUUUCUUACAAUCUAUAUUAACCAUUUCCCUAUGGCCUGUAGUUUCUACUAACCAUUUCUUUAUUGGCUAUGGUCUGCGUCAGCUUACACUGCGUAAGGUUUAUUUAUAUUUUACAAAUGUCCAAGCCUUGUAUUAUUUUGAUACGUACCCCCUGCCCCCCCCCCCCUUUUCUGUUGUUUGGUCAAAACUAACAUGUUCCUUUUGUCUUGACCCCCUCUCCAUUCACCUUCUUUUCUGCUGCAACCCCUCUGAUCGCAACCCGCCUGGUUUUGUCAGCUGUUUUGUCAGUGUCUAACCCGAAGUAUCGUGACAGCAGUGAGGUGGAGAGUGACAGCACCACCUCCGGUGAUAUUGUGUUCGGGGAUGAGAACCCGCCUCCAUUUGUGGCUGGGCUCAACAAGAGUAAGGAUAAGUUGAUCAUUUUAGCAGGAUAAGUUGAUCAUUUUAGCAGGAUAAGUUGAUCAUUUUAGCAGGAUAAGUUGAUCAUUUUAGCAGGAUAAGUUGAUCAUUUUAGCAGGAUAAGUUGAUCAUUUUAGCAGGAUAAGUUGAUCAUUUUAGCAGGAUAAGUUGAUCAUUUUAGCAGGAUAAGUUGAUCAUUUUAGCAGGAUAAGUUGAUCAUUUUAGCAGGAUGAGUUGAUCAUAUUAGCAAGAUAAGUUGAUCAUUUUAGCAGGAUAGGUUGAUCAUUAUAACAGAAUAAGUUGAUCAUUUUAGAAAAAUAAGUUGAUCAUUUUAGUAGGAUAAGUUGACCAUUUUAGCAGGAUAAGUUGAUCAUUUUAGCAGGAUAAGUUGAUCAUUUUAGCAGAAUGAGUUGAUCAUUUUAGCAGAAUGAGUUGAUCAUUUUAGCAGGAUAAGUUGAUCAUUUUAGCAGGAUAAGUUCAUAAUUUUAGCAGGAUAAGUUGAUCAUUUUAGCAGGAUAAGUUGAUCAUUUUAGCAGGAUAAGUUGAUCAUUUUAGCAGGAUAAGUUGAUCAUUUUAGCAGAAUGAGUUGAUCAUUUUAGGAGGUUAAGAUGAAUUGAAUAACAAAGACAAGACAUGUUAAAGAUGACAUGUUAAAGAUGAUGUGUUAAAGAUGACAUAUACUCAUAAUAAGUUAAACUAGAUUGAUAAGGAAAAAAAAACAGUUAAAAGAAUCAGUUGGAUAGAUCCAUUUGGAUUGAACCAUUUGGACAGAACCAGUUUGAUAUAACAAGUUGAACAGAUUAAUUUUGGUAUUAUCAUUUUAGACUAGAUAUAAAAUGUUUAAAGUUCAUCUAAAUUAAAAUUUGUUUGGAAAGCUUUAAUGGGACUAUAAAUAGAUUAUUUCUUAUUUACAUAUUGUUUUUAAAAUGGCUUCAUACAGUAUAAAAUAAGAUAGUAUUUCUUUUAAAAAAUUUUAACGAUAUUUUUAAAAAAAAACUCUCAGGUACCAGUAAUGAAUACAUACUCUAAGUCUAAGCAAUGACCAUAUCUAAUCAAAUAUUUUGGAUUAGUGUUUUAUUCCUGUAAAACCAUUCUCAAAUCUUUUCUUAAAGCACCCCCGUUAAUUCACAGCAUAGCACCUUGAGGUAUGACUCCAAUAGCACUGACGUUCAUCCCUCCUAAUUUUGGAUCAUAAGAAAGGACUUAACGUAACAAAAUUAAAAUGUUUAGAUUGAUGGAAUAACUGCAGUAGGGAAUGCUAGAUAAGAACAAGGAUAGACUGCUAAAUAAUACCAGAACUGUUCAGACAGAACAUAAGAAAAGAUUCUGAAAGAAUACCACAUGAACUGUUUAAAUUGCUCAAAAGAUCAAUUUUGGACAGGUCCAUACUUAUUUAAUUUUUUCAAAGAAAAUGACAGUGAGUCCACAAUGAGACAAGCUACUUAAUAAUUGCAUUUUCUCCUUUCAAAAUUAAAAUAAAGAAAUUUAUAUAUAAAAAAGAACAAAUGAAAUUGACGGUCUACCACCAUAAUGCAUGGACUAAAAGUCUUGUAUAGAAUCUGGAUGUAAAUAUUUUAGAAUGAAAUUAAUUUAUGCAAACAACUUAGGAUAUGUUUAUCCCACAACUUCUGUUUCUUAGGAAAGUGUAUUUAAUGUUAUACCAUUUAUUUCAGAGCUAGAUGCAAUGUAUUUACUUAAGCUCACAAUGAGAUUACAAGAGUCAAAUAGGCAUAGAUUUAGAUGGCCUGAUGGCCAAGAAUAGUCAAAUAAGCAUAGAUUUAGAUGGUCGGAUGGCCAAGAAUAGUCAAAUAAGCAUAGAUUUAGAGGGCCUAAUGGCCAAAAAUAGUUUUUUUAAAAAAGGAUAGAUUUAGAUGACCUAAAGGCCAAGAAUAGUCAAAUAAGCAUAGAUUUACAUGGCGUCAUGGCCAAUAAUAGUAAAAUAAGCCUAGAUUUAGAUGGCCUGAUGGCCAAGAAUAAUAAAAAAGGCAUAGAUUUAGAGGGCCUGAUGGCCAAGGAAGUUUUUGUCAUUGUUUUCUCAUCCUAUCAUUGACAUAUUUGCUUUCUCAACCUGUCAAUGACGUAUUGUUUUCUCAACCUGUCAAUGACGUAUUGUAUUGAUCAAUCAUACAAAAUCACAAUCUGGCCAUGGAAAACUUGGCUGAUAUUUUUUUUUUUUUGUUGUUGUUUGCAGGCCUUGACCUUGAAAGCUCUGAUGAAUCCUCACACGAUGUGGAUGAUGACUCGACCGGUCCGAGUGGUGCCGGCAGUAGUACGGACGGAGAUCGCUUCACCACUUCUUGGGAAGACAUGAGCAGACUGGACCCCAACCUGCUGCUCUACAAGGCCAGCGGGGCUCGGAAUCUGCCCGUCAUGCUGGAGGCUCUGUCCAACAAGGCCGAUCCCAACUGGGUCAACCUGGAGGAGGAUGGGAAAACACCCAUCAUGAGGGCCGUGCAGACGGUAAGUGACGGGAUGGGUGGGGAAAUAUCAGAAUGAUGUUUGUGAUCAAAUGUAUUUAUUAUGGGUUUAAGGCCAGGGGACGGGUGGGGGGGAGGGAUCUACACCAGGUUGAUGUUUAAUUAUAUCAAGAGAUCACCGAGACUUGGCCACGUAUCCAUCAAGUAGAAGCUUAAACUAUAAUUAAUUUUAUGAAUUUGUUUCCAUGGAUAUAUUUUCCAGCAAUUAGCAAGAAUGAUGGCAUUGGGGAGAAUGUUGGCAUUGGUGAGAAUGUUGGCAUUGGUGAGAAUGUUGGCAUUGGUAUGAUGGCAGACGUGAAAAUGUUAGUAGGUCAAAUGUUGGUAGUGGUGAGAAUGUUGGCAUUGGUGAGAAUGUUGGCAUUGGUGAGAAUGUUGGCAUUGGUGAGAAUGUUGGCAUUGGUAUGAUGGCAGAAGUGAGAAUGUUAAUCGUAGUGCAAAUUUUGGUAGUGGUGAGAAUGUUGGUAGUAAUGAGAAUGAUGGCAUUAGUGAGUAUCAUGGUAGAAGUGAGAAUGUUGGGUGUAGUGAAAAUGUUGUAGCUGUAGUAGUAAGAAUGUUGGCAGUUGAAGUAUGGUUGUCUCCAUUAGUUGUUAUUUCACUCUCUCCUCAUGUCAAGGGUUCCCUGGCCGCCUGUGAGUUCCUGUUGCUGAACAAUGCAAAACUUGACCGUAAGGAUAAACAUGGAAGAACACCUCUACACCAUGCUACAAUACUGGGGCAUACAGGGUAUGUACUAAGUAAUAUGUGUAUUUGCACACACAGAGUACAUGCUAAGUGAUAUGUGUACUGGCACACACAGGGUAUGUACUAAGUGAUAUGUGUACUGUGACACAGGGUAUGUUCUAAGAUAUAUGUGUAAUGGGACACAGGGUAUGUACUAAGUGAAAUGUAUACAUAAUCUAUCUGAAUCUCUGUCUCUCCAUAUCUGUCAAUCCCUUAUAUACAUAUAGCGUAAGACGCUUCCAAAAAAGAAUUAUGACGUGUUGUUUACAUUUCUUGGGUUAUCGAGAAGAUUCGACAAGAUACCAGGAGACAUACUACCCAAUGUGUAAUUGGCAGUGGUUGUAAACAAGAUACAUCAAAGAGAAUUUAAACCACACCCACACAAACACUACCGUCUGCUAGGGAUCUAAUUUAGGUCAAGCAAAGUUCACGCACGGGGAAUGUGUGCUACAUAACACUCCCUUUCACCAGCAUUGUGACAAGUCUUUGGAAGAUUUAAUUUAACAACAAUUAAAAAAUGAUUUCUCAAACAAUAAUAGUUUUAUUCCCCACAUAUUCUAAUAAUGGUCAUUUCUUUUAUUGCAUUAAAUGAACACUUAACUUCAUGUCUCAAGUUUUAUGUUAAGAUGUACUCAGAACACAUAUUUCUUAUGAUGCUUUAAAAAAAUUUUAUAAAAAUAAUUUCAGUAUUCCAGACCUGUUUUAAUCUUACGAUUUUGGCAUACAAUGUAUGAUUUUAAGGUGUAAACAUAUACAUACUGCAUGUUAAUUAUUUUUCUAUUAAGAUAAUGUUUUGAACGAUUUUGUGAUGAUAUUGUACGAUUUUAAGAGUUUGAGGGUAAACAGGUCUGGUGUUCAUCCCCAAAGCCUCCAACACUGACAUUCCAAUAUCCAUUUUUGUUGCAGUCAAGUUUGCCAGUUUUUAAAGAGGAGAGCUGACCAAAAUGCCAAAGACAAUCAAGGAAAGGUAACCUUUCCCCACAAUUACCAACAUUCUGCUUAGGUCAACCUGAGGUUCUAGAGUCCAUUGGUCUAAGAGGUACAAGGGGUGUCUCUUUGUCUAUCUGUCUGAACUGUUGCUUCCUUACAUCCCCACAAGACAACUACGCUCUUCAAUUGACAAUAGAACCCUCUCAAUCCCAAGAACUAAAACUAAGACCAUCGGAGAACGCUCCUUCUACUUCCAUUCGCCCACGUUCUGGAACCAGCUCCCCUUCCACAUUCGUCAUUGUGAAACCUCGUCCACUUUCAAAAAGUCCCUUAAAACCCAUCUGUUUAGGUCCGCCUAUGACCUGUGAUGCACCCUCCUUGCCCUGCCUCAUUUUCUGUCUCGGGUUGAUCCUGUAUUUAAGUAUAUGCCAAAACGUGCCAAGUGUACUUGUUUUUAUAGCCAUUUUAAUGUUUUAGCUACUGUUUUUAUAGUAAUUUUUCACAUUGUAUUUAGUAUUCUCGUGUCUCUGGUUUUUCAUUUUUAUUUUACUUUAGCAGUUUAAAUAGUUUACAAAUUUUUAAUAAUUGUAAAGCGCUUAGAGCUGUAGGGUAAGCGCUAUGCAAAAAUGCCUAAAUAAUAAUAAUAAUAAUCUCUGGACCUUACUCUGGGCAAGGCUUUACUCUGGGCAAGGGUUCACUCUGAGCAAGGCUUUACUCUGGGCAAGGCUUUACUCUGGGCAAGGGUUUACUCUUUAUUCUUUACUUGAAGAAGAGAGUACCUUUGUAACUAUACCUGUAUCCUUCUUUUACAGACACCACUGAUGAUUGCUGUAGAGAACGCCAACGCUGACAUAGUGACACUGUAAGUAUGACCUGAAGCUGUGUGCGAUAAUCAUCCUCUAAUCUAAUACACAUCACUUUAUAUCCUGAUCUCAGCUGCCCCUCCACCCACACACACCCCCCCCCCCCCCCCCCCCCCCCCCCAACAUAGUGACACUGUAAGUAUGACCUGAAGCUGUGUGCGAUAAUCAUCCUCUAAUCUAAUACACAUCACUUUAUAUCCUGAUCUCAGCUGCCCCUCCACCCACACACCCCCCCCCCCCCCUAAUCGCUCCUAGUUUCCUCUGACUGUGCGCCUGAUCAAUAAAUUUGAAGCUGCUGAAUAAAACCUUGAGUUGAAAUUAUAGUAAACCAAUAUGUUAACGCUUGCAUUGAGAUAGCCCAACAGGGAGAAUAUGGUGCCCAGGGCCUCAAACAGCUCCCGAUACAGCCCAUUGGUGUUGUACUCGGGAACGAAUCGCCUGACCAUUGCCGAAAUGGAUGCUGGGAAAUUGGUGGCUAUGAAUAUGGCGGACACGACCUUGACCAACUGCAAAUCUCUGCUGGUCAGCCGGGGAGAGAUGGUAACUGCUGGGAGAGAUGGUAACUGCUGGGGGAGAUGAUAACUGUUGUGAGAAAUGGUAACUGCUAGGAUUGGAACUCUUGUGUUAGAGGUUGCCUCUGAUGCUGUAUCCGUUGUUUGGGACCAAGAGGUUGGAUCAAUAUGCUGGUGGUCUGGACUUUUAGGACCCAGGUUUUUGGUGGUCGUUUUCUUGGCCCGACUGACGGUGUGCAUUUCCCUGGCCCGACUGACCACAUGAGCUUGUCUGAAACGAGCAGAAGACAUGAUUGUCGCAGUGAGGAUCGCCAAAGAUGAGAGAGUCAGGAUAUUUGCUGCCCAGGUGAAGAUGUUACGGUUGAUGAUAUCGUUGACAACCAGAGCCGCCGGUCUGCCCUGUGUGAAAUACAAGGUCAAGAGGGUUUGAUUGGUCCUGGCAUCAUUCUGCCGGGUCAGAUACUGACUUGUCAACAUGGGCAAACGGAAAGCUACAAUGGUGAAAAAAAGGGCAAAACUUGUGUUAACUGUGGUUGACCUUGUAAAGAUGGCCUUGAACCUCAACGGGAUGGCAACGCAGCAAGCUCUGACCACUGCCAUGUAGGCGGUCAUCAGCAUGGAGGUGUCCAAGAAGACGAGACUGUACCAGAAGCUGAGGUAGGCGAUAUCCAUCAGUUUGAACAUUCCCGGGACAAUGUCCAGUGAUUGAUCUAUUAUUAGAAAAAUUGUGAUCUCAAAGCUGAUAAGCAGGUAACUGAAAUCGAAAAUUGCCCUGAUGAAAAGAGAGACAGUGACGCCGUCUGUGAGACCCAUGGUGUAAAAUGUCAACAUGAUAAAUAUGUUAGCGGCAAGUCCAAAUGUCAGAGUGAGAGGGUAGAAGCCAUACACAAACACUCUGUAAUAGGUCAACAGCAUGUCUUCAUGUAGGGGCAUGGCGGUUUGGUUCAAGCUGGCAUUGGUGGACAUUGUACGUGCUAGAACUUCCAAAUAUAGGACAGGUUUAUUGGUUAUAACACAUCAGAUCUGUACUCUAGAACUUCCACAUCAAGGACAGGUUUAUUGGUCAUAAAACAUCAGAUCUGCACUCUAGAACUUCCACAUAUAGGACAUGUUUAUUGGUCAUAACACGUCAGAUCUUUACCCUAGAACUUCCACAUAUUGGACAGGUUUAUUGGUUACUGUAUCGAUGUGUGUAAAAAGAAAUGUUUUAGACAAUUAAAUUUGGCCAAAAAUUGUGUACAAAGGCAUGCUGCACUGGUAACUGAAGUUCAGCCAAAAAUUGUUGUGUACAAUUCAAGUGGUGUCUUGCUGUAGUGUCUUGAUGAAGUGUCUUGAUGUAUUGUAUUUCUUUGAACCUUGUCAUACUUGAAGCCCUCACUUAAAUCAACCCAGCUGAGCCUCACUUCCAGCCACACUCACAUUCCUUCUAUGCUGUGUGUGUCAUCAUGAGAGUGUGUAUAUGUGUGAUCAUGAGAGUGUGUAUGUGUGUCAUCAUGAGAGCGUGUAUGUGUGUGCUCAUGAGAGUGUAUAUGUUUGUGCACUAACUUUGAAGCCAUCUCACCCAACAGCUGGAGCAAGGCCGCAUAAUUUAAGACAUUUACCAUUAUCUACUUUUGGUGGAUUCAUUUUUUCCCCCAAACUGUAAAUUGUUGAAAUCAUUGUCUUCACAAUGUGACCCAACAACAAAAAAGUUAAUCAACCCUUGCACACCACAUAAGUUUGCUACGAACUGCAUAACAAUUUACUUGGUAUAGUCAGCCAGCCCCCACAGAUUUGUUUUCAUUUUUUUAUGCACAAUAAUUUGGAUAAUUCCACAUACAGUAGAACUACUGGUGGGGGGGGGGGGGGGGGGCAGAGUGCCCACAAUGCAUCCUUUGAGUGUGACUGAAAAAUUAAUUGGUUAGUUGGUCUACGCCAAUCAAUGAUUUUGUAAAAUGAUAAUGAAUGCCUGGCCUGUACUACAUACUUUGGCCAUACUUUGUCUCGGCUGUAUCAUCUGACAAGCGGCAGGCUUCUGUUUUCUUUGUACCCGGACUUAAAUGUUCUCAAAUCUUUUGUUUGACUUAAAACCAAUGCUGGCCACAGUACAAAAUUAUUUAAUAAGUCUGAGGUCAAGAUCUAACACAAAACAGUCAAAUAGAUUUGUAUUGCAAUACAUUUUUUGUUGUUGGAAAAUACAAAAAACAAAAUUGCCCCCUUUUGAAAUAAAUAGAUUUCCUAUAGUUAUCUCAGAUAGGUAAGAUAGUGUCAUCGUCCGUCUCUUACACCCCCCCCCAACACGGUUGCAGGGGAGGGGGGGGGGCAAUAUUUUAUCCACCCACUGUCACAACAAAUUCUGCUGUUGGUCAGAAACCGCCCAAUAGUAUAAUAUAAAUGAUCAAUUAUGGACACUUCAAUUAAAUGAUGGUCUUAGUGAUGUGAGUCAUGGUUGUAGUGAUGUGAAUGAUGGUAGUAGCGAUGUGAAUGAUGGUAGUAGCGAUGUGAAUGAUGGUGGUAGUGAUGUGAAUGAUGGUGGUAGUGAUGUGAAUGAUGGUGGUAGAGAUGUGAAUGAUGGUGGUAGUGAUGGGAAUGAUGGUGGUAGUGAUGUGAAUGAUGGUGGCAGUGAUGUGAAUGCUGGUGGUAGUGAUGUGAAUGAUGGUGGUAGUGAUGUGAAUGAUGGUGGUAGUGAUGGGAAUGAUGGUGGUAGUGAUGUGAAUGAUGGUGGUAGUGAUGUGAAUGCUGGUGGUAGUGAUGUGAAUGAUGGUGGUAGUCAUGUGAAUGAUGGUGGUAGUCAUGUGAAUGAUGGUGGUAGUCAUGUGAAUGGUGGUUCUUGUCAUGUGAACGGUGGUGGUAGUCAUGUGAAUGGUGGUGGUAGUCAUGUGAAUGGUGGUUCUUGUCAUGUGAAUGGUGGUUCUUGUCAUGUGAAUGGUGGUUCUUGUCAUGUGAAUGGUGGUUCUUGUCAUGUGAAUGGUUGUGGUAGUCAUGUGAAUGGUGGUUCUUGUCAUGUGAAUGGUGGUUCUUGUCAUGUGAAUGGUGGUGGUAGUCAUGUGAAUGGUGGUGGUAGUCAUGUGAAUGGUGGUUCUUGUCAUGUGAAUGAUGGUGGUAGUCAUGUUAAUGGUGGUGGUAAUGAUGUGAAUGAUGGUGGUCGGCAUGUGAAUGAUGGCAAUGAAGGCAUCAGCUGCAUGAUAAAUCCAUGUUUUCUGUUUCAGACUCAGGUUGGCUAAGUUAAAUGAUGAGAUGAAAGAGUCUGAUGGUUACCUGGGGAAUCCAGGUGAGUCGUAUUUUGAUGACAUUUAUUGAUUAGAUCUAUUGUUACUUUUAGUGUCAAACUGUCCAUGUGGGCACCCUUAGAGUGUCCAUUAAGAUUUCAUUGACACAAUGUCCAUAUGGGUUCAUUGACACAAUGUCCAUAUGGGUUCAUUGACAAAAUGUCCAUGUGAGUUCAUUGCGUCAUGUAAUUUGUGUAAGUAUUGUCAUGUAAUUUGUGUGAAUAUUGCCAUGUUAUUUUUGUCUAUAUUGUCAUUUUAUUCGUGUCUAUAUUGCCGUGUUAUUUGCGUCUAAUUUGUCAAGUUAUUUAUUUACAUAUUAUGUUAUUUGUGUAAAUAUUGUCAUAUUAUGUGUGUCUAUAUUGUCAUAUUAUGUGUGUCUAUAUUGUCAUGUUAUUUGUGUCAAUAUUGUCAUGUUAUUUGUGUCUAUAUUGUCAUGUUAUUUCUGUAAAUAUUGUCAUGUUGUUUGAGUCUAUAUCGUCAUGUUAUUUUUGUAUAUAUAGUGUCAUGUUAUUUGAGUUGUUUUGUUGUCAUACAACAGGGUAAUAGUUCAACCACUGGUCAAUGUGAUCUUGGAUAGUUAUUGAAAUUUUAUUUAUUCUAUCGUCUGUGCCAAUCAUCUUGCUGUCCUAUUAAGUAAAAUGAGUUCCACUAAAAUUAAUCCAUUUUGUUGAGAAGUUUCAAUGCCAUUUUAGAACUCUACGAACACAACACGAACACAACACGUGCAUAAUUCAUUCACAGAGUAAUGGAAACAUUAUGGUGGUUCAAAGUUUGAUUUCAGUUCACUCUGGUAUCCCCUCAUAGAAUUUUUUUUUUAAAAUUGUUUAAUAUUAAACUAGGUCAGUCUUCAAGAACAGAAUGAUUCCCCUCAAAUGAUUUCAUGUCUUUCUCUCUCGUUUGCUCUCUCUCUCUCCCCCAAUCUCUCUUUCUCUCUCUCUCACUGUCACACUCUCUCUCACUGUCACACUCUCUCUCACUGUCACACUCUCUCUCUCACUCUCCUCUCGCUCCCUCUCUCUCACUCUGUUGCACUCUCUCUCUCACUUUCUCUCUAUCUCUCACUCGUUAUCCCUCUCUUUCUAUCACUUUCUCAUUCUCUUACUCUCUCACCCUCAUUCUGGCUGUCUCCCACUCUCUGUCUCUCCCUCUCUUCUCACCCUCUCUUUUUCUCACUCUCUCUUACUCUCACUCAUUCUUUCUAUCUCUUUAUCUCUCACUCUCUCUACACUAUCUGCCUCUUACUCAUGAUAUUAUCAUCUGUGACAUUUCAUUGUAAUACAAUCCUUCUACACUAUCUGCCUCUUUCUCAUGAUAUUAUCAUCUGUGACAUUUCAUUGUAAUACAAUCCUUCUACACUAUCUGUCUCUUGCUCAUGAUAUUAUCAUCUGUGACAUUUCAUUGUAAUACAAUUCUUCUACACUAUCUGUCUCUUGCUCAUGAUAUCAUCUGUGACAUUUCAUUGUAAUACAAUUCUUCUACACUAUAUGUCUCUUGCUCAUGAUAUUAUCAUCUGUGACAUUUCAUUGUAAUACAAAUCUUGUGAAAACUGUUCACUAGGGAUAUUUUGAUGUGUUCAAUUAUUCACAGAAAGGAAGGUCUUAUGUAAUGACAACAAUUUUAUUAUUAGCAGGUGCCCAUACUCCUAAAGUAUCAGGUUAUAUUCCUUCUCAGCAAUACUUGUAUUGCCCAUACUCCUAUAGUAUCAGGUCACAUUUCUUCUCAGCAUUACUAGUAUGGACCAUACUCCUAUAGUAUCAGAUCACAUUUCUUCUCAGUAUUACUUCGAUUAAGCUGUUUGAAGGGGAACUAUUUAGGGAGUGGUGUGGAAAAAAAACUUUAAAAAAAACACAUUUCCCCAUGUCAUGGUCCAAUAUUUUGACCACAUUAUUGACUGUUUUAUUGACGUCAAAAACUCGGUAAUUCUUGAACAGCAUGUGCUGUGUAUUGAGUGUAAAUGGCUGAAUAGAACAGAUUUGUGAAUUAGUUUCAUCCCUUCAAAAUUUCCUUUGUAAUUUUUAUCUGUCUUUAUGUCUGUCUUUAUGUCUGUCGUUAUGUCUGUCUUUAUGUCUGUCUUUAUGUCUGUCUUUAUGUCUGUCUUUAUGUCUGUCUUUAUGUCUGUCUUUAUGUCUGUCUUUAUGUCUGUCUUUAUGUCUGUCUUUAUGUCUGUCUUUGUUGGUUUGUUGUUGUAUGUUGUUGUUGUAUGUUGUAUCUCAGCCUUUGAUCUUAACAAGUCCCUCAUUAUGGGCUGAGGGGAUAUGGGGGUGGACUGGUGUAGUGUAAUUUCAGCACUCUUGGAUGGCUGCAAUUUCCUGAGGAAAGCAAUCUGCUGUCUUGGGUUGAUUGGGGAUUGUUUGCUUGCUUGACUCUCGACACCACGUGUUUGCCUUGAGACUUAUGGAAAGCGCACUUUCGCAUUUGCUGGUCCAACAAUUUGGAACGCCCUUCCUGUCGAUCUUAGAAACAACCAGACACUGGAGUCCUUUAAAACCGAUCUAAAGACACAUCUAUUUCGCAAAUACCUUCUGGGAUGAUUGUCUACCUUCUUUUCCAUGUGUUGCUGUGUUGCUCCGGGUUGAAAUGGCUAGAAAGACUUUGAUAUUGUAUGCUUGUAAUUAGUUUUUGUAGUGUUGCGUUUGUUUUAAAUGUGGUGAAUUAUAGAUAUUUUUUGUUGACUUUGUACCGCGCUUCGAGCCUUUGGGGAUGAAGCGUGUUUUUGAAAUGAACUUUAUUAUUAUUAUUAUUAUGUCAUUACAUGCCAUUAAAGUCAUUACAUGCCAUAGCUCCAAGAUUUUAUCAUAAAGAAAGAAAGUAACGUGUUGUCAAGUGCAUGGCCAGGUAAAUCAGAAUGGACUCAAAUCCAACUAGGACCAAAACAAAUUUGUAUCCUAUGUGCGAGGAAACUUUCCAAGCAGAAAUAAAACUGGCAGGCCACCUGCGUACUUACCGUUGAAUAUAGCCUUGGUCAUCUUCGCAUGUGAAGGGUGAAUAACAGCAACAUGGCUUUCAUAUUUCUCUGAACAAACCAUUAUGAAUUAAUUUGAUCCAUGGCUAGUACAUCAAAUCUUUCUGUAUUCUCUUAUUUUAGUUUAGGCUUAAUGAGUAGUGGUCCUACUAUACAAACCUUUCUAUAUUCUCUUAUUUCAGUGUGACUUCAUGGCUAGUGGUCCUACUAUACAAACCUUUCGAUAUUCUCUUAUUACAGUGUGUUCAUGGCCAGUGGUCCUACUAUACAAACCUUUCUGUAUUCUCUUAUUUCAGUGUGAGUUCAUGGCUAGUGGUCCUACUACACAAACCUUUCUGUAUUCUCUUAUUUCAGUGUGACUUCAUGGCUAGUGGUCCUACUAUACAAACCUUUCUAUAUUCUCUUAUUUCAGUGUGACUUCAUGGCUAGUGGUCCUACUAUACAAACCUUUCUAUAUUCUCUUAUUUCAGUGUGAAUUCAUGGCUAGUGGUCCUACUAUACAAACCUUUCUGUAUUCUCUAAAUUAUGCCAACAGAUGAUACAAUUUUUCUAUCUUCUCUAAUUUUUUGUUGCAGGUGAUGAAACUUUUCAAGAUGUUUUCCGAGACUUUACAAACAUGGCCUCUAACAACCCUGAAAAGUUGAAACGGAAACAGUAACUCCACGCCAACCAUCACGACACCCACCACGUCAACCACCACGCCAACCACCACGCCAACCACCACGCCAACCAUCACGACUUUGUUCUUUGAAAAGAACAGAACUUUUUUUUUCCCUCGAGCUGAUCUAAUGUGUAGAACUGUGUGUGUGAGGUCCAUCACGUAGUCAACAGUGAUGUCCAUCACACAGUCAAUGUCCACUGUCAAUAGCAACAGUUUGUAGUCAUCAAAGGUGCUGCAUGAUAAAACGAGACCUUACAUGGGGUCAUGUGUCCUUAACAUGGUGUCAUGUGUCCUUAACAUGGGUGUCAUGUGUCCUUAGCUAAAGUGCUCUUUCUUAUUGUAAUAUCUUCUGAUAUUUUCUUCCGUCAUUGACCUCUUUCAUUAGUGAGUGGGGGUCAGUCGGUCACUAGUGAGUGGGGGUCAGUUGGUCACUAGUGAGUGGGGGGUCAGUCGGUCACUAGUGAGUGGGG